Messenger RNA from Podarcis lilfordi (Lilford's wall lizard), 61987 nucleotides. The record is from the annotation of a GenBank genome assembly. Lineage: Eukaryota; Metazoa; Chordata; Lepidosauria; Squamata; Lacertidae.
ACUCUCCGCGCGGCUCGCUUCACGUCACGCCGCGCCCCGCGCGCCGUCCCUGCCUCCGGGCCAAUCACACGCGGAGAAGGUUACCGGCCUAUUUCCACCCCUCCCUCUCUCCCUCCCUCCCUCCCCCUUCCCACAGCCUCUCUCUUUCGCCUGAGCGGAGGGGAGGAGAUAGUGCGCGAGGCGUUUUUCGGGGAGGGGGGAGAGGGGGCGAGUCUCCAGGCGUCGACCAAUAUCUUCCGCCGCCGGGGGAGGGACUUCCGCCCGGAGCCGGAAGCGGGGCUCGUGGGUCUCCCUGGCGCUCUCUCUCUCUUUCCCUCGCGCUCCGUCUCUCUCUCUCUGUCUCUCCCUCUCAUAUGCGAGCGAAUUGUCUCCGCUGCUUCUUGGCGCCCAGAAGCCCCGGGGCCCGGACACCCGCCGCCGCCGCCGCUCUCUCUUCCUCCUCCCGCCUCUCCGCGCCCUUCCCUCCCCGCUUGUCGCUCCUCCUCCUCCCCGCCGCCGCCGCCGCCGCCACUCCUCCUCCCCCGCCUGGGCCCCGCUGCCGCCCCCCGCCGCCCUCUCUCUCCGUCUUUCUCUUUCUCUCUCUCUCACCCCUUCCUGGGAUUCGGCAGCGGCGGCGGCGGAGGAAGAACGAGAAGGAGGCGGCGGCGGGAGACGAAGACGGAGGCCGAGAGGAGAAGCAGCAGCGGCGGCGGCGGCAGCGAAGGAUCCCUCAGGCCGGCCUCCGAGCGCGAUCCCUCCCGGCCCGCCGGGGCCUUGCUGGCUGUUGGCUUGACAGGUGAGUGGAGGCCGCGUUCAGUAGCAGUCAAGUGGCAGCAGCAGGGCCGCCGCCGCCGCCGCUUCCUCCCGUCACCGCCCCGAGCCGCCGCCAUUUUCUCACCCGAGGCCGCUCGCGGUGGGGGGCGGGGCUGGCCGCUGCAGGGAACUGGCCCCGGUUUCGUGGCCUUGCUCCUGUCGGGAGCUCCGCACUGCGUCGGCUUGGGCCUGCUCGCCGGGAGGGAAGCGCUGGGCCCGGCGGCGGCAUCUUCACGUGUUUCGUUUCGUUUCCUUCUCCCUCCUACACCCUCGGAUUUGGUGUUGGGGGCGGAGAGAAGGAAGGAGAGAUCGCCCUUUUAAGUUGAUCCCAAGCUGGCCGAAAACGGAGGACACCCCACCCCCAUUGGGGACCCGCCCCAAGCGGCAAGCCAAAGCUCCCCCUCGCUUCGUUUCCCCAAGCUCCCCCCAAACCCCCACCGCCAUAGUCCUCCUUGACUCACACCCUUAUCUAAAGUUAGGAAUUCAAACACACACGCCCUUCUUCCAUACUUGUAAUGGGUAUGAUUUAAGUGUGACAGGAGGGUGGCUUUCUACUGCUUUCCCAGCGUCUCCGGGCCGUGAUUUUGAUCAUUUGGCGACUUUUGCCGAACUUUAAAGCAGGCAGUGAGUUUGCUGCAGUUCAGUUGAACGCGGGGGUCUAGGGGGGUCUUGUGUCUAAAUGGUUGGCUCUCUGUAGCUCUGCAUUUGAAAACAUGGUGUGAGAUCGUCUGGGUCUGAAGUUCAGUAGCUGAGAAGGUGGGAGUCUGAGUCUUCCUGAUGGACUGAGGAAAUAUGUCAGUUCAGUGUACUCACUGCGAUGAAGUGGAUUGUGUGCUGCUGCUGCUUUUCUUUUUCUUGCAAGUGCCAUACUUUUUGUGCUAUUUAUCCUAACCUAAGAGUGAAUGAGUUUUGGAACGCUUAUGUUAUGAUGAUACUUCAUAACUGCUCCAUUCCUGCCAACUUUCAUCACUGCACAACCAACUCAGCCUUUUGCUGCUGAGGAUACUGUGUACUGUAUAAGAGCUGUAAUAACAAAGCCAUUUAAUAGCCACUCUGAUAGGUUUCCUGUUACGCCAUUUCUGGUUUCACUCUAGUUUCUCUAAUUUAGCCAUUUCAGGUGGCAACUUAGGUCUGCGUUGCUGGAUGCUAUUCAUUUUAAUAACAGUUUUGCCUAAUAGCAUUGAUCACUGUGAUCAAGAAACCUGUGGCCUGCCACAACUCUCAUCCCUGAUCAUUGGCAAUGGUGACUUGGAUUGCUGGGAGUUGUGGUCUUCCAGAUAUUGAUGGGCUACUUGUUUCUCUUCCAUGACCUACAGACAUUUGCUGAAAGUAAACUUUAUGCAAAUGCCUAGUCAACUGGUUACUCCUUUGAGGUUGUUGGGAGUUGUGACUUCAGCUUUUGUGUAUAGAUGUACUAACAGAGUACUUUGUUAAAAUGCUUUUUGGACAAUAGCAUGGUUGCAAUCACAAUCUAGCUUGCAAAUAUGAGAGUAGACAGUGUGUUGAAUGCGGCUCAUAGAGAGUAAACUAUAUUUUUUUCCAAGGUAUGUAAAGGAUUUCCUGUUUCGGUGUAAACAUGCUACAUUUGCAUCAUGGGAUCAUGGGGUGGAUCCAGACUAAGUUGGUUUCAUUUUGUUCUCAAUGAAAUCUGGGACAAAUUAAUAAUGACUUUACAUAUGUCCCUUUGAUUUAAGUGCCACUCAAGCCGGAUUUAGCCUUUGAGUUGGACUGCCUGUCUACACAUUCUCUGCUUUCUAUCAAUUGUGAAAGUUUAUGAAAUAGAUCCUUCUAUCACAAGGCCAGAAUUUUGGUUCAGGACCAAAGCUGCAGGGACAGCGAGAUUGAAUUUUGGCAACCUUGAGAUACAGAAGGUGAAGCCUGAAUAUUUUAGUUCUUGGUUUGUGGCUCAUAUGGUCUGGUUUUGUUGGACUUCAUCAGAAGACUAAACAAAUUUGUACUAAAAGCCUUUAGUCUGUUCAGAGAAGGGAGACUACAUGUGGCAUCAUUCCAAAGACAUUUGCAAACCACUUCAAUACAAUUCUUACUUGUCUCUUCCUUGUGUCUCCAUGACUGGUGCUCUCUUCAAACUUUUCAGUGGAACCUAGAGGCUUUCUGGGUAUCUUUGCCAAAAAAAAAGAAAAAAACCUUCAGUUUAAUGUAAAACGAUCUGCUUAUCUAUUGUUAUUAUUAUUAUUAUUAAUCACCAUUAUUAUUAUUAUCGUUACCAUCAUCAUCCCCACCCUCUCUAAUGUAAAGCUGAUAAGCUAUCUGACUGUUGGACUUAAGCAGUAAACACUUGUGCUGAAGCAUGGACAGAUCUCAUUUGUUGCACCCCCCCUUAAAAAAAACAAAAUCAGUUGACAAUCUUUUGGUUUAAUUUGUGUUUAUAUUCAUGCAAACACCAAAAUGCUGGGAAAGUAUGGCUGUUAAGGGCCACACCAUUAAGACACAUUAGGCAAUAUAUAUAUGGUAUGGUACCCUUUUAUUGUCAUCUUUCAGGCUUCACUACCUUCAAGCUGGAUGGUUCUUAGUGGCCAGGACCCUGAAGAUUGUCAGGUCCAAGCCCCUGCCACAGAUAAAGCAUUUUGAUGCAUAUUUCUUUUAGGUAGUUUAAGUGAGAGAAUGGUCAGGACGAAGAUUGCUGUUGUGCUGAUACCAGUAUAAUGUGGCAGUAGCAACAUAAUAUUGUGUAUUCCAGAUUGAGAGCAGCAUUGUGGCAAUACUUUUCUGUGGCAGGGCUCAGCUCUGUAAUAUUCAAACCAUGAACAAAAUUACCUUUGGACAUGUGUAGUGUGGAAUUUCCCUUUAAAUAAGUCACCAAAACACUGUUUGAUAUGAAAUAUUACUUCACAGGGUGUACUUUCCUUAGAAAGUUUUAAGCCCUAGUUUUGUAAAAGAGUAGAUACACCAUUUAAGAAUAGAAAAUAAUUUCUGAUGCAUGCAUAUUUACUAUACCUUUUUAUAAAACUUGCAAGUGCUAUAUCUUCUCAAGUUUUCCCCCCCUUCUGAGAAUAAGAUUAUGAUGGAUGACAGAAUUACAAUGAGACUUAAGGAAGAUAAGUACGUAUUACUUACAUAAAGUAUUGUCCAAUCUUUCAUAUACAUUGUACUUCCUUAGUUACUUUAAAGACAAGAGUUUUCUAAGGGGACAAUGAUACUAACGCUACAGUAUCAUGGAGAACACUACUCUUGAGUUGUGUUCAGCUGAGUAAUUGGAAUUAAUGUGUCUUAAAUUAUGUCUGCUAAUUUCAGUAGGACACCUCUUAGUUUGACUUAACUUGGACACGACCCUUUGCCGUAACCCCAUAUAGUUUGCAUAUAGUUACAAAGCAGUAAAGCCUGACUCCUUCCUAUGCCAUAAACUGAUAGGUAAUUAGGAAAAAAGUGCUUUCUUUUUUUCUCAUUCUGCACUUUUCAGAAAUAUUAGCCUACCAUACAGGAUUUUUGUUUCAGGAUUGUAAAACCAGCCCAUGUGUAGGAGAUGUACAGAACAGAAGGGUUAAGAAUAGAAUUUAGAAUAAAAUUUAUUAUUUAUACCCUGCCCAUCUGGCUGGGUUUGCUUCCCUUGUGGCUGUCCUGUGCUAGGAGAGGGUUAGAGUAAAUGACCUCCAAGGUCCCUUCCAACUCAUAUAAUCCUUUGUGGAUAUAUGAUUGGUUGCCAGGUGGGUACUUAUAACCUGGAACAGUAGCUCAGUUGCAUAGACUCCCAUGUUUCUAGUUCAGUGAAUAAACAGAUCUGAGACAUGGGUCUACUCCUCUGUCACUGAAAGCCAUCCAACUCCAAGAUAUGGUGAAGCUUGAAAUAAAUCAUAGGAUACCAUACCAUAUUGCCUAAAUAAUGCAUCUGUUGAGGGUUUGGCCCCUUACAUUUGCACUUGCCUGAGUGAACAUGGAACACCCUGGUGGCUACUGUUGGUUGAAUUCGAUUAAAUUUUGAGAAACCUAUACCUGCAACUCUCUGAUCAAGCAACUUGUAAUUGAGCAUGAGAAACUGACGGGAAAAGGAAAGGAAGCAAUAUGACAGCACCCCAAUUUCGAAAUAUAAGACAUCACCUAAAAUUUACAUUACACCUAUCUGGGGUUAAUUUGUUAAGUGAAAAAUGCAGAGUAACCAAAUCAGAUGUGGGAAGAGAUACAUGUCCAAGUAGAAAUUGUUCAGAUGCAUUUGUAGCAAGUAUUUGGGAAAGCUGUACUUGUAGAAUUUCUGCCUGGAUAUUCACUUCAUAAUGCUGUGAUGGAGCUCCACACAUUUAUAGAUGCCAGGCAGAAAUUCUUAGGUGAGUACAUCACAAGUGUUGGGAGAAGGUGUACCUGUAGAAUUACAGGUUUCAUGUUUAAUACACAUAUUAGCUGUCUGUAUUAGUUCCCUAUUUUAGGAAGAAUUUGGUGAUCCAGAAGCUCUUAAUGCCUUCAUUCAGAAAUUUUAUUUAUUCCUGUAAUUGCUCCUCCCUGUUUCCUUUCACUCUUAACUUCUGUCUUAUAUUCUCCUCCCAAACUGGCACUUCCUCUCAUCCCUGUCCUGAAUUAAAGAAUUUCCUGGGAAAUUACUGGUGCUAAACUGCAGGAGAGAUAACACAAAAUAUUUAGGACAAUUCUUGAUAAUAGAGUAAUGGUUACUUUUACUAACCAUUUUGGCUUUUAUUUUAAAUCUUAGGUGAUAAAGAGUACUGAUUUUGUUAAAUAGCAGUAAUAUUACAUGGUAUUGCCCCAAAACUCUGGUACAAGCAAAGUCAUUAAAAGUUGCUUGUUUUACUUGGCUCCAAAUCGGAGAGUUUAAAAAAGGUUUGGGCUCUUAUGUUAUGUUUUAUGGUUGAGGAUAUUUUAAUGAAUACUUCCUGGUUCAAUGCUGCUGGACUAUUAAUUGUUUCUAAUGAAAUACAGCAACUGAGAUUUCAUCCCUCUUUCCAAAUAUAUUGUUCCUUUUUCUAGAUGUCUGCUUUAGCCUGUUGAUACCCAUAAUUAUUUUUUUCCUACUUGACAAACAUGGGAAGCCUCUUCAACCCUUAAAGUGAGCAAUGGCUAUCUAUUCUAUCAGUACAGGAACUAUGGUGACUACCAGUGUUAGAAAUAAGUCAGGCGCAUUUUGCAACUCACGCGUAUGCAAUUGUAACCACAUGGAGAUCUCUGGGUGCCUGGUUGGCGACGGGAAAGCAAAAUGUCACUUAGAGAAGGAUCUGAAAUCUUUUAAUUGAAGCUUGAAUUUGUUUUAUUCUGGAUUAUUUUAUUUGAUCUUUUAAUGUGUUGUAAACCACUUUGAGAUUUGCUCUUUAAAAAGUAAAGCGGUGCAGAAAUGCUGCUGCUGCUGCUGCUGACAAUGAUAAUAACAAUUAAUAAAUAAUAAGUGCAUUUAAAAAUGCAUUUAAAAAUUGCAGCAACUGUAACCCAUCUGUAAGGUACCAUUUAGCGAUUAUAUAUUUCUAACAUUGCUGACUAGGUAGCGGGGGUAUUGUUUGAUUCAGGCUCUGUGAUGGAGGCCAAAUUUGGCUGUAAACAACAGAAGUACAUGGGUGCAAUUCGAUUUGUUUUGUUGGAAAUUUAAAAUGUAAGAGUUAUUUGUGAAGGACUAUAGUUCAGAACAUCUGCUUUGUAUGCAGAUUCAAUCCCUGGCAUUUCCAGUAGGACUGAAAAUUCCUCUGUGCUUGAAACCCUGCAGAACCAGGUCCAAUCAGCAUAGACAAUACUGAGCUGGAUGGACCAGUGGUCUGGCUUGGUAUAAAGCAGCUUCCUAUAUUCCCAUGUCUUAAGUAAAGCAUAUUACAGUCAUACUUUGGUUUCCAAACAGCUUAGCUCUCGAAUGUUUUGGCUCCUGAACGCUGCAAACCCAGAAGUGACUGUUCUGGUCUGUGAACUAUUUUUUGGAAGCCGAAUGUCCAAUGGGGCUUCCAUGGCUUCCGAUUGGCUGCAGGAGCUUUGGUUUCCGAACGUUUUGGAAGUUGAACGGACUUGCAGGAUGGAUUUUGUUUGACUUCCAAGGUACGACUGUAGUAUGAAUAUCUUUUCUUAUGGACCUGGCAAAAUAAAACAAGUAAAAGUGAAUAACGCAGUGAAUAUUAUGUGAUUUCAAAAUAUUGUUUGUGAUUCAAAGAGCUGAUUAGGCUCAUGCAAACAGAUUGUUUUGGCCUUCUGUUUUGUUUUUUACUUUCACUGGUUAACCCCAUGCCUUGUUAAAAAUGUAUUUUGAAGUUUGCUAUAUAGUAUGGUGGGAGUGAUGUUUGUGGGGAGAAGUCUAAAGUUUCCUUUCUUUGGCUUCUUGUUACACCUUCAAGUCAUAGUUGAACAAAAAUUCAUCUGCUGUUCGGAUUGCUAUAGUUUUACUCUUUGAGAGCUGCUCUGUGUAAAUGCAAGUGUUGGGUCAUCGUGCUUAAAUCACUUGACUGCUGAAACUGUUGCUACACCAAGAUGGAAUCCAGAGUUACAAAAUGGGAAAUGCAGGCUGGGAAGAGUGGCAUGAGGAUCUUUGGCAAUCAUGAUUUAUUUAUAAAUACAUGCUUGCACAGAACGGAUGUGCAUGGCUUGUAUUGGCCUUAAGUGGCAGGCAAGCUAGAGCAUUUGAGAAAAUAGGCUGAAAUUCUGCUUCAGUAUGUGUGACACUGGGAGCAAGUACGUGAAACAUGAACAGUCAUCGGUGGUGGCAAACUAAUUACCAGAAAUACUUAACAGAGGAAGCUGUCUUUAAACGUUAGACUUCUAAGGUAUGUGUAAUUGAGAGAACGUAUGUGUCACCCAAACUAAAACUUGGUUUAGCUUUUGACAAAACAUGUUAGUCAAAUGCAUAACACAUGGAGCACUGUUUUCCAAACUUGAAGUCUAUGAAAACAUCCAAUUGUGCAACUUGUAUGCUAAAUUAUAAAUGUUGGUCCAGGCUACUGCCUCUCCUGUACAAAAGUCUACGUAAGUUUAGCACAAGCUAGAAAUUUUGUCUUUUCAUAUGCACAGUAAUGUCAGCUUUAUAUACUCUGUAAUCAGACUGUCUAGAGUAAGGUUCUGUAAUACUAAAAUUUAACCUGAUUGAAACAGGCAAAACUAGAAUUCUGAACAUGUAUGAACGUUAUUUAACACUUGUAUAAAGGAUCACUUUGUGUGUGCUUUUAAUUGUGGCAUUGCCUUAGGUGCCUCUAAUGAAAAUUUAUACAAUAAAUGAGUUGUUCAAAAAAUCAAAAGCCACACUUGUAACUUGGUAGGCAAAUCUGAGCAUGGCAGAUCAAAAGUCAGACCAGUGGUGACCCUGUUCAUUUUAAGUUUACAUCUAUACUUUCAGGAAGUUGCUCUGAUUUAUUGGCUACAGCAUGAUUUUGCUGCUCUGGUGUGCUGCAUGGCCAAAUGAUCUGCAAUGGACAUACUAAGCUCAAACUUUGAGAACAAGCUGUAUAAGCCAGCGUAAGAAAUUGGUGCAGAUUUUAGUUGACUAACAUAAAUUACGUUUCGGAGCCUGAAAGUUAGACAGCCUUUUAUAGUAGGCUUACUGGUAUUUCAGAGACACAUUGUUAAAAUUCUGUAGUGCAUAUAAAUCUGGAUAGGUAACUUGAACACUCUUUUGACCCACCAUUCAUGUUUUCUUGCUAUUGUGUCAUCCCUGCAGUUCUCCAGCUUCCUUUUCGUAUUUUCCCUCUUUAAACCAAGAAGCAAAAUGAGCCUUUUCUAGUAUUGUAGAAUGAUUUCCACUGACAACACCAUUCCCUUAUGUUUAAACAGAAAAGAACAGUGAUUUCCUUGUUAGCAAAGCUGUUUAAAGCUUGACACCAGUUGCCUGCAUGGUGAGGUUCCAGCUUCAUGUCAUAAACAGCUACUUGCUGGUGAAGUAUGCUGAACUGAAUUGUAUUGAGUUGUCCUCCCCAUUCUCUCAUUGAUUAAAAUUAAAGGGCAGGGUGGUCUGAAACAGGGCCUGACCAGGUGCAUGGCCCUCUGCAACAUUUGACACUCCAUCCCUGCAGCUGGUCUUCUGCUGCCUUCCCAAAGGCAGGUAAGUGAGUUGCUGGGCUUUGGGGAGGAAGUCUGAGGGCUCUGUCAGGGUCCUAGAGUCCUCUCCCCUCUUUCCCAAAGCUCAGUUAGCACUUCCCCAGCUUUGGGAAGGAGAUAGGAGGCCUCUAGGACCCUGCCAGAGUCUUGUGCCACUUUCUCAAAAAAAAACAGUGACUGACUCACUUACCCAGCUUUGGGAAGGCUGGGGGAGGGGCUCACUUCUCCCCCCACCCCACCCCCAACAAGCCAGUGUGCAGCCUGCAGGUUCCAUGUAAGAGAACUCAUGAGGCUCACUUGGUAUGAAAAUAGAUAUAGGGAUUUAGAUUUAGAACCCAUCACUCCACAUCCUUAAUGACUACUUGAUGUGUGAUACAAAACUUUCAUUACUUCAUAAGCUGACAGUUGUUGCCACCAUUGUGCUCCAUGAACACUGCAAUACAUUUAGCAACAAAUAAAGGACAGGCUUUUCCUUGGCAGUGAAAAACAAAGAGCUCAAGAUUUCCUAAAGGCUACUUAAAGCAACUGUCAGAAAGAUCUUGCUAGUCAGUAGUGUGUGAGCUCAGGCAGGCAAUCUGUAAAUGGACAGGGCCUUAGCAUAACUGGAAAUACUGUGGUUGCAUGUUGAAAACUCAGUUUCAGAUACUUGGUAUUAUAACUAGUCUGUCAACCUCAGUUGACCCAGAACAGCUUGAUUAGCCUAACUAACCAACCCUCUCCUAGCAUGCUACGAGGUUCAGUCACUUCUCAGUGCAUUAGUGAAAAAGGUAUACAAAUGUAACUAAAAUUUGUUUCCAGAAAGGAAAUUGUUGCAUCCUGCUUGGAGGGUAAAGUAAUUGUCUUGGAGGAUGAUAUGCUUCCUAGUUUGCUAUUUAUCUCCAUAAAAUAAUUUCCAACCAGUUUUUAGUACAGUGGUACAUCGGGUUAAGUACUUAAUUCGUUCCGGAGGUCCGUUCUUAACCUGAAACUGUUCUUAACCUGAAGCACCACUUUAGCUAAUGGGGCUUCCUGCUGCUGCCGCGCCGCUAGAGCACGAUUUCUGUUCUCAUCCUGAAGCAAAGUUCUUAACCCGAGGUACUAUUUCUGGUCUGUAACCUGAAGUGUAUGUAACCUGAAGCGUAUGUAACCCAAGGUACCACUAUAUAGGAACUUUAAAAUGCAGUCCAUCUAGUACAUGGGUAGGGAAGUUUUUCGGUUUCACGGAUCAGAUCCUGCUGGAACAGGAUUGCACAGCCAAUGCAGGAUUAAACUCUUUGCUCACAUUUACAAGCCGACGUCACCAGUGAUGUCUGCUGGUGCAGAGGUGCUUUUGGGAAAAUGACCUCAUGGGUGAAAUUGUACCCUCUAGCAGACCAAGAUUCUCCCCCAAACCUGGAGGUUCCCUGGCUGUGAUCUAGCAGAACAUUAUAGUUUGAACUUUAGGUGCGGUGCUAAUAGCAGCAAGGCACUUUUUAUGUUUUUAGCUUUAGGAAACCCCAGAUGAGCAGGCAAUCAUUUGAAGUGUAGCAUGUUAGUAAUGGCAAGAUACUUGUUUGAAAAGCAAGUAAUUCAUGACAUCCUGCCAAGCCAUGGUGCAAAUGUUUGCUACAAUGGUCAUAAUUAAUCAUUCCAUAGACAAUUGAUAUACCACUUCUUUUUUACCCAAGGCAUUAAUAGAAGCAAAGCCUACCCUGUUUGUAUUGCCACACGCUGCUCAUCAAUAUGCUAUUCCUUAACGUGAGUUCAAGCUGCUUAAAGUCACACCCUUAUUUCAAAACCCAGUAAGGCUCAAGAGCUAAUUAUGCUAUCACAUUAAAAGACCAGUUCUACCUUUGAAGUCCAGCUAUUCCUCAGAGUGCCUUUUUAUCAUCUUUGUCUGCUAUACCUGCUGUGACUCUACCUGACUGGAAGUACACUGGCCACAGUUACCUAUACCCCAGUAACUUCUUGUUAAGCCUCGCUGUGUUUUGUAAUUAGGGCUGCCUUUGAAAAUAGCCUGCAACCUAACUCGUCCAAAGUAUGACUGCAAGCUGCAGCUGGGAGAUUUCGAUCAUAUUCAUACCAGUGCUUUAUCAAGUGCACUGGCUCCAGUCCAUUAUGAGGCCAAAUUAAAGAGGGCACCUGAAAGAUUGCUGCCUUCCACAUGUACUGACCUGAAUGUUAAUGUCCUCUUCACAGACCUUCUUUUGGUGCCCCUGCCAAAUAGGCGAGCAGGAUGACUAGUGGUGAGUCAGUGGGCCUCCUUGGUGCUGGCAACCCAGUUGUAGAAUGCCCUCCCUGAUGAGGCUUGCCUGGCACUGCCUUUUUGGUCACUUUGGUGCCAGGGGAAUACUAGUUUAGAAGUUUGUACAUUGUAACACACUGUUUACUUGCUUCAUGUUUUUAUCCAUGCUGUGAAACUGGCUUUACCUGGAACUCCUUUAGCUCUGUUUGGGCAUUGUAUUCCAAAUCAGUGUUAGAAACUCAGAUACAGUGGUACCUUGGGUUACAUACGCUUCAGGUUACAUACACUUCAGGUUACAGACUCUGCUAACCCAGAAAUAGUACCUCAGGUUAAGAACUUUGCUUCAGGAUAAGAACAGAAAUCGUGCUCUUGCGGCGCGGCGGCAGCGGGAGGCCCCAUUAGCUAAAGUGGUGCUUCAGGUUAAGAACAGUUUCAGGUUAAGAACGGACUUCCAGAACGAAUUAAGUACUUAACCUGAGGUACCACUGUAUAUAAGCUAGGUGCCAAAUGGCUCCUUAAACCAGGGUUACAGUCGCCAAUGUCUGGUUGCCAUUUUGGGUCCAGAUGGUUUUUCAAUAAGACUUUUUGGUUCCUGAAAUUCAUUCUGAUUGUACAGAUAAAAUAUGAUGGAUAGAAUUCUACAGGAUGGGGUAUAUUAGUGUGCGAAAACAGUCAGGAUCCAAGGAUCCCCUGGCAUGCACCUCCAGAUGGUGGAGACGUCAGGCACCAUCCUGGCCCCCAGGCAUCUUCACGGGGUCGCAAGUGGCUGAUAGCCAGGUGCAAAAUGUGCAUGGCACCUGGCAAAUAUCAAAUUCUGUUCCAAAUGUGUGAAGAGGCCUAUGCACCAACCACACGUAUGCAGUGAGCGCAGGAUUGGCAUUGGUCUGAUGAGGGUGCUUCUACAUACCACUCCACUUGCUUAAUUCUAUGUAGCAUCUUGCCUGCUGAAGAAAUGUAGAGAACUGACAUUUUGGUUGGUCCCAAUGAAGGUAUUGCUCAGCUGUGGAUCUUGACCUGUAAAAAACCCUCCUCUCGGGGUUCUUAUCCCUAGGUUGCAAAUACUAGGCCAGGCACCCCCAAACUCGGCCCUCCAGAUGUUUUUUGACUACAGUUCCCAUCAUCCUUGACCACUGGUCCUGUUAGCUAGGGAUGAUGGGAGUUGUAGUCCCAAAAAUUAUGGAGGGCCAAGUUUGGGGAUGCCUGCAAUAGGCGCAUAGUUGUCCCCAUUGAGGGGUAUGGCCAGCACAUUCCUUGCUGCCUAGCAACCUUUCACAUCCACUACUCCCUAUGGCCUGAGCAGGGCUCUUUUUCACUGGAGCUGUUUUAUAAUAUUAUAUUUUACUGUAACAGUGUUACUAGGUGGCCUACAUAAAUUCCAUGAAUAGAAUAAAAUGAUAACUAUAACCACACUGUGAAAUUCCUGUAUGAUGAAGUAGUAUAAUUCUACAAGGCACCAAAAAUUUCUCAUUUCUUUCUAAUUUUACACUAAAUUCUUAUAAAAGGGGAAGCAGCCUUGACUCUCAUUAAACAUCCAUGGAAUUGUUAGAAUUUUUCUGAAUGAGCAGAAAAGUAAUUCAGAAACUGGUGUGGUGAUGCUAGAGGGUAAAUGCAGAAGUUGUCCUGCCAGGUUUCCUGUUAUGCCCAGUUUUUUAAAUAUGCAGUCAAUGGGAACAAAACACUUUUAUGCUAAAAAGGGCCUAAAUUCCUGCUUCUCACACCUAAUGAAGUUUGUGAAACUCAUAUAGCUGCUUGGCCUUGCCUGGAACAAACACUAUACAUUGGCCUCACUAUGUGGUUGAACUUAGAUUAGCACUCUCAUUAACAAGUUGCAUGGCUGCCAUUGCCACCCCAUAGUGGUGGUGACUCACAGCCUCUGACUUGCAACAUAUUCUCCAGCAUGAGUCUACUACGUCAACAUUAGAAAAAUGUCCAUAAGAGAUGCUCAGAUCAUUGCUGACUGAAUUUUUGUAAACUGUUGAGCCCUGUACGUUUUCGGCAAAUUUUAAAGGUUAUUUCUGUUGUUUGGUUGUGUUUGUGAUCAUUAUUACUGAAAAGAUCUCUUGCCUCUUACACACCUUCUCCUUGCCCUGAGGCUGAUUCAAAGGAGAAGAUGGAAGUGAACUUUAAUUAGUUAUUUGCACUUGUAGCAGCUGCCAAGAAGAAAAAAGCCACCCUGGAAACUUAUUUCUUAUGGAGUUCAUCUGGGGGCUCUGCAAAACCCUUUGGGGGGGGGGCUACUGUUUGAGGGGUUGUGGGAUUCAGUUUCCUAGUACUCAGAGAGCAGCCAUUGCUUCACAUCUUCCUCAGUUGAUUCCGGGUAGCAUAGAAGAAGUUCUGCCUAAGUUUACAGCAAACUCUGUUUUAUAUUAAAGGAAGUAAACUUGUGCAGAAGAGACAUGGGUUUUGUUAACUUACAAAUCACCAACAUAGUUUUGUGAUAAAUGGUUGCCAGCUUGAGGUUUUUCUAACAUUAACAGUUAAAACCUGUGAAGAGGAAUCAUUGAUGAAAAGGCUCCUAUGCAAUGUUUACUAUAAUGUCUUUUUUGCCUCUUCAAAGUUAUGCCAAAAGGAUACCCAAAUAUUCAUUUCCUUUGGGGGUUUCUUUACUGCUUUUUAUACUUGUAACCCCAGCAUUGUGUCAGGGAACUGCAAUCAGUGCCGGAGGGAGAGAGCAAAAUCCAGAGGGAUUCCAGAGAGCGUCCCGGGGAAGAGAAUCAGCAUAGCACCAGUGGAGAAGGGGGGCAGAUGGGGGAAGCGGCGAGGCGGUCCCAUGACUCCUUGCCAGGGACCAGCGGGGAGAGUAGAGGUCCUCCGCUGCCUACGCCCUCCUUGCGCAGAAGGCUUUCGCGCAGAGAGAGUAGGAGGAGACUAGGCGUCAAAGAGCUUCUUUGCUGGAAGAAGUUUAAGAAACGCCCACUGACGGAUUCUGUCAGCGAUUGAGACAGCCACGGGUGAGUGGCUGUCCGGACAGAAAAGGUUCACUCAGGCAACUCAGCCAGGUGUUUGCACCAGCUUACGCACGAGCAACCCCUAGAACCACUACACAUUGCUAUGCUUUUUCCUGUUUUACAGUGUAGUUCUGUGCAUGUUGACUUGGAAGUUAGUUCUUCUAUAUUCAGUAGAAAUUACUUCCUUAUAAAUCUAUUAGAAUUGAAGCCUUGAGGUCUAAGUUAUGUUGAUUUUUAAGAAGUUUUGUUGUGCACUGUUUUUGUUUUAUUUUAGAAAUCUUGACUAUAGCGUAAGUGGUGUAUAAGAUAAAAACAAAAUAAAGCACAAGUUCUAAAAACAAAGCAUUUCAGCAAACUCCGAAAGCAAUGAAAUCAUUUUUACACAUUCUAAAAAUAAUAUAACAAUUUGUUCAAAUAUAUAAUUGCAUAUAGAUAUUUGGGGAUCCCUUCUGUGAAGAGGUGUUUGGUUGUUUUGUAGUCUUGGAUGGUACUGAAACAGGCAAUUUGCAGGUGUAUGUUUCAGAGAGAAAUGGGCUAGUAAUUACUUCCAUCCUGUUGACAAUGCUAUACUGAAAUAUAUAUUCAGAAUUGUCAGGCAAAUUAAUUUAAGUUCAAAAUACAAAGGUUUUUUUUGUGACAUACCUUUGAAAUUCAUAGGUAGUUACUAUAUUCUGAUUUACUAGGUUUUGGUAACUUUAGUUCCAGGAGCUGAGAGUGUUCCAGUUUGUUUUGGGGGGAAAUUAAGUGGCUUUGUUUGUGUGUUUUAAAAUCAAAGCUAUCCAUACAGCAUCAAAUUACUGAACUUUGUAACCAUAAGUAGGGUAAAUGAGUUGGAAACCGUUACAAAAUUAACAAGUUAUGUGUGGAGUUUGGUAAAGCUCAGUCUGAAGAUAAAGAAAUUGAUUCUUUGUGUUAUAGAAACUAGGACAGGAUACUUCUUGUAACAAACAUAUCAAACCCUUAACAUACAGCUAGUCAAGCUCUGUAGUUCAGUUGCAUUCCUUUCUUCUUGGUCUCAUUUGAUCUGUGUUUCAUUAAUGUGCUCAGGAUUACAGCUUCAAACCUUAGUUUCCUUAACUGCUGUAUCCAAACCGAAAGAAACACUACCUUGAAUAAAUGGAGUAAAAUGAGACCAGCUUUUACUUUAGAUGACAUCACCUGAAGAAGUUUUUUUUAAAAAAGUUAGUAGUUAGUGUGAUAGACAAUUGGGCUAAUGUGCAAUUAGUCUUGAAAAUGUUUGGUUAUGACACAGUGCAGCUCUAAUAAUUUCAGGUGUCUUAUAAUAAAAUCAGUAAGCUUAUUCCUGAAAGAUGACAUGCAGAGGUACCUCUCAGAUUAAUUGUUGUAGGCCAGGAAGAGUGUGUGCCUAUGUGUUUUGAAAAUGAAAGUUUGCUUUUGGUAUGUAUUUCAAUAUAGAAAUUAAACUUUGUAGUCCCUACACUAGUGGUGAACUCAAGUCACUUGGGCAAAAGAACUGCUGGGGAGACCUUUCUGUUGCACAUUUUCUUGUGUGCAGAGGUCUUUCCAUUUCCCUUUUGGUUUUAGCCUCCUGUGCAGCUAAAAGCACUCUGAAGGAUCUCCUGAUCCUCUGGAAUCAGUUUUGAAUGAGGGAUUAGAAGAAGAGAAAAUAAUUAUAACCCUAGCACAAGUGCAAGCACUCUCUGCUUCUGCAGCUCAGUCAUUUUGGAACUAAGACAUCAAGUUUUAAAUUUAUGAUUUUAUAAUUGAAAAACUUUAUUGUGAAAUAAAGUAUAAUAAAGUUGAACAUUAUUUAUAAAUGUAUAUAAUUCAUAAGAUAAAUAAAGUUGCAUUCUGCCAGUGAACCUAUUCAGCUUGACAUCUGGAGUUUUGUUAUGUUUCUUUCCCGUAUGUUAAUCAAACUUUUUCAGCUGGAAAGUGAUGCACUUCUCCAAAUGGGUCUAUUUUUGUGUUAAAAUUGAAAAUGUGGUUUAAAUAUUGGGUGUGAUUAAGCAGUGUUCUCUGUACUCUUUAUUAAGGUAAGCAGUUUCACAUAGUGGUGCAGGAAUCCUUCAAGAGAAAGUAUGAAUGAAAACUUUUCCAAGAGCGGGCUUUAGAGUUUUCAACAUGUUGGAAUCCUUUCGCUUGAUCAAAGCUGCAUUUUUAAAUCCUUCGUUAAUACCUCAUUUCAGGUUAUACCACCUUCCCAUGUAGUUCCUCAACAGAAACUCGCUGCUAAUGACAGUUCAGCAAAACUGAUGAGUCACCAAGCUAAUGCUUUCCAAAACAGCUUGAUUAUUAGUGUUGGGGCAUUGAGAUUUUAUGCUUAAAUGGGCAGCCGUUCUUGGUUGGAUAUUUCAAUUUAUCCCUUAUUGAGGAAGCAGAAUAGAGCAAAGCUAAACAAUGGUUGACCUGAACCUUUGAAUCGGUGCCAGAAUGCCAGUUCUAUUAUUUGCUGCCUUAGAAGUAUUGAGCAAUGAUGAAGCCCCUAGGAAAUGGCUUUACAUUGGGCAGUAGUACUUGUUGUUGAAUCUGCAGCUUGUCUUCCUGAAAUAAAUACUAUUUUAUUAGAGGAGGAAGACAUUAAGAAGGCCUUUUUCAUAAGGGACUGCAAUCAAAUUGGAUUUGGUUUAAGCAAACAUAAGAAUCGAUUUGGCAUUCUUGCUUCACUCCUGCCUUUGGCUAGUGUAUGGGGAGGAGAAUGGAGAUAGCUGGUUAUAGCAAGUUUCUUGCUUACCUUGGAGCUGAUUGCAAGGGAAAUCUUUUUUGAAAACUUUAUUUAUUUAAUUCAAGCUCGUUCAGAUCUUGUUUUCCAGAGAUCCUUGUUAGUAAGGGUUUGUCCCUGUGUUGUGAUGAAAUCGUUUUCAGUAAUUCAACUGUACAAGCCGAAGUGUCACAACACGCAGUUGGUUCCUGCAUCAUGGAUUUUACUAAAGUUGCGUAACAAUGACUUAAGAAGCAUGUAGUCCAGUUUUGUCAUGGGGUGUCUAUAAAUGGUCCUCUUCUGCAGUCACUCUGAGCCAGAGGCUUAUGAUUCUUAAGUUGGCAGGUGGUGUUAGCAUAGUUUCAGGCCCUAAAUAGCAAUCAAUGUGCUUAAUCAUAAAACACAAUGCAGUUAAGAAUAUAAAAAUAACAAUUGCCUAUCAUUCCCAAUGGCUAAUUUUUAGUAUUGGCAUCCUAAUGCAUUAUUGAUAACAAACUGGACUGGUAAUGGUUUCUUAGAAAGGACUGUGGUGGGUUAACACUGCAGCUUCCCUUCUCACCAGAUUUCAGCACCGUGUGAUGGGAGAUAAAAGCCAGGCUGCAUCAUGAAGGGUGUGAGGACACAGCCGUUCAGGAUCUUCCUGGACUUUUGUGACUUUCCAUUGGAAAUGAGGGGUAGUGUUUGCCCUAACAGUGAAGCAUGGACAGUGGAGGAAGGGUACUGUGUCAGCAGCCACUACACAGACUUCUCAAUUCAUACCAUUUUACCUUACUGUGUUUGGGCUUCCCCCAACUUUUCUAUCAUUGACAGUCCCCCCAGGAAAGGGGCAGCGGGGGGUUCAACAUAAGUUGAUCAUUAAAAGUGAACUAUGAGACCAUAUCUUUACUACUUACAAGUAAAGAAAUACUACAUCAUCCCCCAGACAAGCAGCAGCAGAUGCACAUAAACUGCCAUCACUUGUAAAACAAAAAACUGGGUCUCAUUGCCAUGCAUCAAAAGUGAUAGACACACUACAGUAAGCUGAAUUCCCCUGGGAACAUGACUCUUGAAUGAAGGUCUUAAUUUUGCACCUGGGUGCAUGUCCGAAAUGGUUGAAUGGAAGCUCAAAAUUCUUUAAUUUCUAAACUUUCAUUGAUCACUAUGGGAUAAUUUUUGUUACUGCCACUGUCUUUAUUUUAAAAGCUAUCUGAAACAUUAUAGUCUUUUCCUUAACUUUGGUGGUCUCCUAGCCACUACUCUGUGGUACAGUCAAUGAGUAUGAACAUCAGUAUGUGCUUUGUUUUUGUGUUUAAAAGAAAAAUCCUCUGGGGCUGCUUCUUGAACUUUGAACCAGGGCGACAGCCAUUAGACUUUGUCUGUUGCUAUGCACCUAGAAUGCUGAGUUGUCUUUGGCAAAACCACAAAGCUGUUGGAUUGUUCAGCUCUGUCACAGCUAUUUGUAUUGUCCAGAGCACUCUGACCGUGUUCAAUUAAAUGCAAGUCCUGUACAAAUGUGAUCCAAAAUGGAUUCUUUGUUGUUGUUGUUCUUCUUCUUGUUGUUGUUUGUUGUUGAAGGCUGCUAAAUGUAUUAUCUGGAGUAGCUUGGAAGGCCUCAUCCCUUCAGAUGAUUUACUAUAAUAUGAGAAUAUUUUAAUUAAAUACAACCAGUAAUGUGAUGAUAGGAGCUUUGCUUUGGAAGCUACUGCAAGCCUCAGCAGUGAAAAAUGUAAACUGUGGAGACAUCCAUUAGGCGUCCAAUGAUUAUGUUAUCACUAGAGUUAGACUGUCAUCUACAGAGGCUUAGCUUCUGAAGCACAGUUCUUAUUGUCACAGUACUGACGACAUCUUCAGUAAGCUGUCUUUCCUAAAAGAUAGUUUAAACCAGGGGUUGUCAAUCUGGUCCCCACCGCCCACCAGUGGGCAUUUCAGGAUACUAGGUGAGCGGUAGGAGGUUCUACGGCACAAGCUGAAUCCUCCUUCUAUAGAGUGCUGGUGGGUGGUAAGGAAAUUUUACCAUCAAGAAAGAUGCAUUAGUGGGCAGUAGGUAUCAAAAGGUUGACUACCCCUGGUUUUAACAGUUAAAUGCGUCUGUUUCCCUACCUUCUCUCUCAGCUUGAGGCCAAGGAUAAGCUAGAACUGGGGGCCCAGCCAGAUCACCAGAAGAAGCUAAUGUUCCUGCCAAGACUGAGCAUGGAAUAGAGUGGCAAUGGCUGGUGUAAAAAAUAGAGACCUCCAUCUAUUGCGUGGCACUCAGCUCUCAAAAGCUGAGUGCUGGUAGCUUAGCAUCUGUCUGAUCCUUACUUGAGGCAGGGAGGACAACUGCAGUGCCAGGUUGCUAGACGUAGAGAUGAAAAAAAAAACCUUAAACCAGUAAUUCCAGUACUAAGUGGUAGAGUGCACUAGUGUGCCAUGACAAGUUUGUUUGUUGGUAUCAUGUAGCAUAAGGUUUCCACCCACUGACCCUGAGAGGCGACUGUCUUCAGUCACUGUACUUUCUGAGUUGGGUAUGGCUUUUUCUGAGAAGCUGCCAUCAAGGUGGGUAUUUGUGUCAUUCCUUUGCAUAAAAUGGCAUUUUUUAAUGUGCAUGCCUCCAGAGGAAGGGCCCAGAACAAGUAAAUUUUUAGAAAGGAAUAGUCUUAACAUGUUUAAGGGAUGGUUGCCUAUCAUUGAUUUUAAAGGCAACCUUCAUCUUUUUUUAUUACACUGGAAAAAAUAACUCAAAAUAUUAAUUUCUGCAAUAGGCAGUUCAUGUUGUGCUACUAAUGAAUGGAGUAUAUUUUGUGAUUUUACUAUUUUAUAUGGUUUUGGUUUAUUGUACUUUUGGUUUAUUGUACCUUUAUUUGGUACUUUGAGUGCCUUUGGCACCCAAAGCAGUAUAUCAGUAAACUAUAAUGGAACACAGAUUUCCUCCAUGUAACUAACUGAACUUUGCACGAGUCUCUGACAAAUUAGGAAGUCUUAUCCAGUAACUAAGGAGCAACUUAGAAUUUUUUUUUUAGAGAAAGAAGUGAAGCCUACUCCCAAUUGCAACAACAAUGCAGGUGGGUCGUGCCCACCCCCCGGAGUCUUUAGUAAAACUGUUCUAGAUACAAUCAAAAUUAUAUAUUACAUAUCUGCGCCAUGUAAAAGUUGCAGGUGGAUUUCAGAUUUCAUCAUAGGCAGUACUUGAUUGCUGCCAGCAGUUUGUCAUGUCCUGUACAUGUCUGUACAGUUUUUUCAGCUUUGAAGAUGGAAAACUGGGUCACAACCUAUAGAAGCCCUUCCAAAAUAUCUGCUCUUACAGGAUGCUUCCGUGAUUAUGAGGAAGGAACCACACUAAGAUGUCUGUAACUCUGAACUUUUAUCCUGUUUAAUACAAUUUGCCAGCUACAGUUUUUUGUGGCCAUUUCUGAAAGCUGCCAUUUUGAAGUUUUCAUUAUUAAGUACCAUUAGCUGACAUCUGAUCCUGGAGCUUAGAACAAGCAAGCUGAAAGGCCUAGCAAAGUGGGGUUAAGUAGUAGUGACCUAGGAAAGAAGGGACUGUGGACAUGAAAGAAAGCACAGCAAAACAAGCGAUUGGAUUCAGAAGAGGCAAUUGUCCAGAGGAAAGAUGAUAAGGGUAGAGGUGGGAGAGAGAAUCAGGAUCUGAAAAAAGUGAGGAAUCACAUAUCUGAAAUACCUAGGUAGAUCUUUGACUGCAGGCCUCUUGUACAUUUAAUGUUUUAGUAGUUGUUAGUAAGGGCAGAGUGAAAAGUCUUUCCAUAUUGGCCUUAAAAUGGACAAUAAUGGUUUGUUUACAACACUGUCUUGGAAUAUGAGAGAGAGCUGAGAAAAUCUCCACCUCCUGAAUCUAAACAUUUCUUGGCUGCUGUGUAGCAGCUGAAAACAGAUGCCUGCUAGCUGUGCAAGGUGUAAUGUGGUCUGUUAAUGAUAUACAAACUGCUAACAUCAAAAGGGAGAAUAAACAGUACUCUAGUGCCGCUUCCUAUUCAGAGAUGCGCUUUCUCCCUAGGCAGAGGGUGGUGAGAAUGAAAGAGUUGCUGGCAUCUUUUCAGUAGCUUAUUAACCAAAAAAAGGCUUUGCUGGCAGGAUGUUUACCUCUGUAUAGCAAUUAUGAUAGUGAAAGGGAACAUCUUAAGUGGCAAGAGUGUGGUGUUUUGCCUGCAUCAGUUUGUCUGUCUGGUGAGAUACCUGCCUGCAGAUAGGAAUUUUAGGACUGGCUGCAGUGUGGAGUGUUGUUUGCUGGCAGAGUGGAUACAGCUGAGGUGUGGGUAUGGUCCAGAACUUGAUAUAAGGAUAGGCUCGUCCACAGAUGAUAGGGUCAACACCAAAGGAAAUGUUUCGAAGACUGACAGGCCCUGGAUUUGCUUCCUGGUGACCCAGUGAUCAGCUGAUCAGGAGAGAGAGGAAUUUAAAUUAAAUGCUGGCAGUUCACAGUCAGAUAGCGAUAGGGACUAUCUGAGAGAGUGCAGGCUGGAGAUUGUCUGUGGGUUAGAUGGGGGCCUGGAAUUAGGAAUAGAGACCCCUUCUGCCCACCCAAACAGAAAGUCCCUGACUACCUGAGUGAGGUCAGAUAGUGAACUGGCAGAAGGUAAGACGGGAUUGUCUGUGAGCAGGCAAGGUUCUAUCUACAUGAGGAGAAGGGAAAGAUUCAGAAAGGGACUGGGAGUGUUAGACAAUAGCUAUCCUAGAAAGAAUUUUAGCAGUGACAGGUUAAAAGCAUGAAGUUACUUAAGAAAGAUCUUAAAUAUCUCUGUAAAGGGUAUUCAUUUGAAACAAAGUGUUGUGCCUUUCAAAAGUAACAAUUAAGCUUUAACCUCUUUAAAUGUAAGCAAGUUCUUGUUUUGUUCUAAAAGUGCUUCAUCCUUUCAUAGAUCCUUUGGGUGAAAAUUAAGUGAUCACACGUUCCCCUUCACCUAAUCAUUACACCUUGCUAAAAAUAGUAAAUUGAAAACCUCUACUAUGGGAAUACAUUGAGCCGUCUGAUUUGGUAGUGCUGGUCAGUCCAGAAAAAGACACUGCUUAUUCACAACUUGAUUGUGGAUGAAGGGGGCUGACUUGGCAUGUGUUACCAAUGCUUGGAUGGAUGAGCUGGGUGAGCUUCAUCUAACUCAACUGUACCCAUUUGGGUCCUCAGUACAACACCAGGCUAGAUGGAGGAUAUGUGUGUUGUUAUGGUCCAUAGAAGCACCAUCUCCUUUACCAGAAAACCUCUUGAUCUUAGGAUGGUUUAGGAUGCUAGUCUAUCAAAAAUCCUGUUGUCCACCAACAUCCCUGAUGAGGUGACCAAGACAGUCUUUGGCAUUGUUUUUGGCACUUUCUGCAUGCAUGCGGAGAUUGCUCUUGGACCGCCAUGUGGCUUCAUGGUCUCCAUGAUAACCAUACAGCUAAUGGUCAUAGAACCAACACAUGAGGCAGGGCAUGCCCUUUAUGUAGUCUUUGACCCAAGUGAUACGAGGGAAGGUCCAGAUGUAACCGGGUGGGGUGUGGGUGUGCAAUGCAGUCCCUGGUCAUGGUUGGAAAGUUACCUGGUGAAGUUUGGACUGGUAGUGGCAGUUUCCCCUGUAUGGGUGAUGGACCCAUUUGGAUGCCCUUCUCUCAGGGAGUUGUCCCUGUUGCCUUCAGAUAGGGGUGGUAUGGCCACUUCUAAAGAAAUGAUCCCUGAACCCCUUGGGCUGGAGUAACUAUCAAGCAUUCACAAAUACCCCCUUCUUGAGGAAGGUGGUGGGACAUCUGCAAGCAUUCUUGGAUAACACAAGCAUUCUUGGAUCCGUUCCAGUCUGGGUUCCAAUCUGGCCAUGGUACAGAAUCACGUCUUGCUCUGCAUGAUGGAUGACCUUUACAGAUAGUGGGACAAGGGGAGUGUGACUUGCUCUUCCUUCUUGAUGUCUCUGCAGCUUUUAGUGCCAAAUCGCAAUAGUGCGGCUAUCUGGAAUGGGAAUUGGGGGCAUUGUGCUACAGUGGUUCUGGUCUGCGCAGGAUACAGAAUGCAGAAGGUAGUGUUGGGAGUGUUUUUCAUCCCAUUGGCAGUGGCAUGAAUGAGACAAGAAGCUGAACUUGAAUCCUGAUAAGAUGGGCCUUGCUCCAUUGAAUGCUUUCACCUUAUGCAGCAGAGUCUUUAGAGCCAAGACGUUCGUUGCUGAAAAUUCAAAAGUAAUGUGUCUUCAGUACUGAACUAAAAUCUGUGAUUCUGAAUUAUCUGUCUCUAUUUUUUUUUAACUGGCAAAUUAUGGAAUGGUCUUGAUCAGGAAGAAAGGAACUCCAUGUUGUCUUCUGCUAUAGUAGAUUUGACCAGGAAAGGAGAAUGGAUUCUCCAUCAUUGCAAGUAAAAAUUGUCAAGUUCAAAUGCAAAAAUGACAAAUUUCAUUUAAAAGAAUUAGUGUGCUGGUUUUUUUCACAAGAUGAAAUGAGAUAAGUCUUCUUAGCACAAACAUCUGUGAAGCAGAAAUAUAGUAUUCACCAUACACAACAGUUUCUUUGCAACUGAUUUUAUUUCUUUGGGAUUGUUCUUGAUUAUUUAUAUUGGCUUCAGUUAUUGCUUUUUGUGAUUUAAUAUUUAAGAUGUGUUUUGUUAUAGCUGUAAAAUGCAAUACAAAUAAGAAGCAGCAGCAGCCUGGGAACUGUGAUAGAGAAAUGUGAUAUAGUUAUUCCCCUAUGCAUAGAGCUAAACACAGCUUCAUUGGAAAGGCUGGGGAAGAUCAGUGAAACCAGCAUAUGUUGUAUGUUGCAGUGCAGCUGUUCAUAUUAGCCAACAGUGCUUUCUUUGUAAAUUUCAAAGAGCUGAUGUUUCCUGCUGAAGUGGGUUUCAGGGUACCGAACCAGGAGCAUUGGUGAAAGGCUUGUGUGUUCCAACGUUUUUUUUCUAUAGCACUUUCAGUCAUGCUAAAUACUUGUUGCAGCAGUUGCCUCAGAAGGUUUAAUAUUGUGUUAAUCCGAUUUUGCAGGCGGCAAAGUCAUGAUAGGUACUUCAUUUAUUAAAUUUGAAUUAUGAAUAAUUUCUUAUGAAGCCUCUCUCCAGCCAAGUAGCGAUCUUACGGCUGAGCAGCAAUUUGACCUCCCUAGUCUACGUCCAUCAUUGUAACCCAGCCUUCCUCCACUUGAUGGCAGACAUUUUAAACUUAAAACUUCCAAAACCUCUUACCAUUAGCUAUGCCAUUUAUGGCUGAUGAGAGUUGUAGUCCAAACAUCUGAAGGACAUUAGAGGAAGACAGCUCUAUCCACCAUACCACACUGUUAUCCUAGUGCUUCAUUCAAAAUCCCUGUUUGGGAUAGAUACUUGACAUUUGUGCCACCCAUCUUCUAUGUCGUAGGGUAAAUUGUAUAAAUUGCAACGAUGCAGCUAAAAUUGUCUAACCUGAAUGGCUACAUGAAAAAUAAAAAUCAAGAUAUGCUUAGCAUUGUCAAAUUACAUUUUGAAAGUCUUUAUGUCUGCAUAGGCAGAAGUUUGAUCACGGGGUGAUUUACAGUAGACACACCAGUUGGCCAGCAAGGAUUUGACUACUAAUAGCAAGACUAGAGGCUCUUCUACUUAAAUGCAGUUUUGCACUAUAUAUAUGCAAAUUAUCCCAGUCUGUGGCACAGUGAGGUUCAGCAGAUAACUGGCUCUGACCCGCCAUUAUUUUGAACUAGAACCCUAGAGUUCUAGUAAAAAACAAAAAGUAGAUCCUACAAGUCUGAAGUCUGCCCACGCCUGCUCCACAUAAUACAUUUUUUGCGAAUUGCAGUUUCUCAAUCCUUUAGCAAUAUGACCAGUCUGUUUUGGUGAUACUUCACACACCUAACCGGGGCUGUAUUUGUUUUCAAAUAUGGAGACACCCAUGUAUAAACAUUGCUUACUAAUCAAACAUGUUUAGUCAUCUGUCCAGUCUUUAUUGCAAAUGCCAAUUGUUUCCGUGGAGUCAACUGGCCAGUCUUAUCAGCUUGGUGGGCACGGUUCUAUUUCUUCCUUCCAUUUUUUUUAAUGGUUUGCAACAUCACUCACAGUUACAAUCAACUUUACAGCCUUAAAUUUUGUGUCCCCUUGUUCUUCAGAGAGUAACUUGAUGAGGUAGUAAGCCAAACUAAACACACAAACCACAAUGGAGCAGUGUGGACAUACUUUUUAGAAUCAUUGUGGUAGCAAUGAGUUUCCAGCUCAUCACGUAUUUAUAGAGAAAUUUUGUCUUUGCCAGUGAGGCUAUGAAUAGCCUGAGAAGAACCCAAUCGUGUUUUUUAAAAUUGAAGAUCCAGUAUGAACCCUGGACUUUCAGUGCAGUCUGUAAACUGUUAUUGAGUGGCAUUGCCUUCUGUUUACCACUAUUAGCAAUAUACAAAAUGAGCUAUGCAUUCUUAAUGCCUUUUUUCUUCUUCUAUCCUGCAGCUUAGGUGGUGAUCAAUACAGUUCUCUCUGAGGAGCCAGAAAGCAGGCAGCUCAUGACUUCUGAUCAGGACCCUAAAGUUGUGGCUGAACCGCAGGUGCAGCAAGUACAAGAAGUUAAAGAUAGUUCUCAUCUAGUAAGUAUCAUGGCGAAGACUUGAUAAAUCUGAAUGCAUGAAAGUGUGGUUAUUUUAGCCACUGUUCUAGCCCCUGAAUCUUAUGCCUGCUUUGGGUAACUUGUGAUACAAGUUAUUUUCUGUAUUGGUUCUGCAGCAAAUAGAAGUCUUUUCGUGGCUCAUUUCAUUUAGUUGUGCUAAGCAUAUGAAACAGAAAGCUACCUUUCAGCUUUCUGGUUCUGCUAGUUAUAUUCAUUCAAAGGAGAAGUUUUGUCACAGGUUCCCUUAGUCUAAAACAGGAAUAAGCUACUGUGUGUAACAAUUGUUUUUUUAUAUGCUUACUCUUUUGACUUUCUGCUGCACACACAGGGCUUUCAUUUCAAUAGCAAACAGCGUUAAGGGAGGUCUUCUGGAGUAGUAAAGUCCACAAAAUGAAAUUUGGAUAAAUUGAAAUGAUUACUAUUACUAUUGAUUGAUUGAUGAUUACCCGCCCUUCACUCGUAAGCUUCCAGGGCAAGUUACAACAUUAAAACACAAUAUUAAAAACAGUUCAGAGCACAGUCACAGAAACAAGGUGGGUCCUAAACAUAUAAUCUCAACUGUCAAAAGCUGUAUAUGGGAGGCUGUAUAAUGAAGGUACCAGAUGCAGCUCUGUUAGGAGGGAGUUCCACAACUUAGUGGCUGCCACAGAGUUAACCUCUCCUGGGCUCCGUCUGCCAAUCUUAGCAGAAGGGAAGGAGAUGACUUUUCAGGUAUUGGGGGCCUGAGUUGUUUAGGGCUUUAAACACCAACAUAAGCAUCUUGAAUUAGGCUUGGAAAUGAACUAGCAUCCAAUGCAGCUGUUUUAAAACAGAGGUAUAUCAUCGUCGUCGUCAUUAUAUUUAUUAAAUUUCUAUAUAAGGUCUGUCAAAUCUGGCCCAUCGGGCAGGGCCAGAUAAAAAUCUGAUCCCCAGAGCCAAAAACGUUCCCCGUCCCUGCUGUAACUUGUGGACAUUCUCUCUUUAGCCAGACUGAGGCAAAACCUGUUGGUUUAGGUAUGCCACAUAGAAUGGUUUUUCUUUUGUGGGCAGAACUGAAUUGUUUCGGACACAUUCCCCCCCCACCUGCCCCAGUUUUGGGCAUCACAUCGAGAAAUUGAGGUGAAUCAUUUUAGUGCAAAUGGUCAUGUGAGAAUAGUGUGUAAAUUACCGUACAUGUUGGAAGUGGGCAAGCAGGAUGGUCUUCAUUGUCGUCUUCUCUCUCCUGCCCCGCAAAAAAUUUAAAAAGCAAGGAAUUAUUGGAGCAGUUUUAAUUUGCAGUACCUUUAGAAUGAACUCUGAGGCUUUGAACUGUACUUUGAAUAGAAAAAUCUUGUUGAGUCCCUAACAGAGUUUCCUUGUUCUAUCAAUUCCUAAUUAUAGCAAAUUAACAUGCAGUAUUGCAGUAGGUUAAGAUGCAUAUGCACCCUUUUUUGUUAUUCAGUUCAAUAUGGGAGUGGCUGUUCUGGCAAGGCAUUCUUACAUUUACAAGGAGAGACAGACAGCUAAAGUUCUGAACACUUUCAUUGUUUGGGAGAUGAAAAAAUGAAGAAAAUCCUCCAAAUACUUAGUACAAGCCAGAAAAAUAUAUAGCUGAAAGUCACAUUGUUUAGCAUAAUGCCGGCUUUACAUAGAGGCAUUUUAGGAACUGGGCUUUGGAUUUUGAGUGGCAAUAGCAUAUGAACCCCCUGCACUGUUUAAACAGUGCUAUUUUUGGCAUCUGGGUGUUGGCUUGUCUGCCCAGCAGCCUUGAAGUGAAGUGGGUAUAUGCAGUAAAGAGCUCACAGUUCCGGGACUUGUAAAAGGCAACAUAAAAAUGGGUUGCUGUUUCAGUAAAGAACUCAACAGCAAGAAUGAGAAGAUGAGUCUUUUGCAAAAAUCAACUGAAGAGGAGACGUCGGAACACGGGAUAAGUAAAACUUUAACUUCCAUUUUGGAGACCAUUGAAAGAAAGGAGCUGCAUGUAAUCCAAGAGGCAGUUUCUGGAACACCUGCUAUUCAUAAUAAUUGCGUAGAGUCAGUUAAAUAUCCUUCAAGCCAUUGUGCGGGGAUCGCUGAAGGUGGCCACAACCCCAGUAGAUCUUUUAAUCUUUAUCCACAUAAUGCAAGAAAGGUCUUGAAUGGGUAUGGCAGUUUACAAGAGUGCGGACGAAUGGAAGAUAUGGAUGGUGCUGAAAAUCUUCCAGAAAGUAGCAGUAGUAAUGUUCAAUGUGUGAAUAAUGCAGGCAGCUACCAUAUUAAUAGCAAUAAUGAAACAGGAUCUACUGUAGCUGGAAAGCCAUGCCGUUCAUUUGAAAGUACUUCUUCAUGUGUGCCGGUGGCUGUAAGCCAAGGAAGCAUCUUCCCGAAAGCCUUAAGUACAUGUGGAAUAAAAGGCAAGCCAGUUAUGGGUGAGUGCUUAUUAGUGCAGGAUGAAGUAGAUUCUGUUAAAAGUAAUUGUAGUGCAGUAGGUUCAGGUAGAGCAGACAGAGAGACAGCAGCUUCAAGCUUUGCAUAUCUUGAUAUUGACAGGCCCCGUAUAAGUACCAGAGAUGAAUUCUACAGUAUUUGUAUAGUUGAUGAUGAUCUGAGAAUGGAUCUAGAAGAAGGGCAAGCUAUUGUGCACGGAGAGACUGCUUUAGAGGUAGAAAGUUCAGCUGUUCAGGAGAUGUACAGUAUGACAUGGCCUGGGGAAAGUGGGAAGGAAUUGUUAGUCCCGAAGAAGCCGGUUCAGGUGCCUGUUGACUUCAGUGCUCUGAAAGAUGAAUCUCCCAGUAUAAUAAAGGAUAGUUUACUGAUGCCAAAAAGUGAAAUGGGGGUAAAAGCUCCAGUUGGCUUAGUGAAUGGGGAUCACAGGUUAAAUACUGACAGAAUAGCAGCAGAUGUGUUAAGGGCACAAGCACAUGGCGAAGAUCUUACUAAAAAUAGAACCCAGGAAAUGAAUAUGGUAGAUAGUAGUAGAAUCUUUGUGAAUGAAUCACUUGGUGAAAACAACAAUUCUCCAACACCUGUGCAUUUGGAGAAAGGCAUGAAAUAUUCUCUGCAAUUAAAAAGCAGGACUCAUGCAUGGACUUCCUUUUUCAAUAGUGAGAACAAAUGUGUCACUGAAGGUGUAAAGUCUGAAUCUAAUGAAAAUCAAAAUACCGAAGGUGAAAACUCUAAACAGUUGUUGGGAAGCCUGAAGUUUUCAUCAGAGUUUGAGCACACAACUGGUCAUUUCCUCUCUGUAAGUCAAAAUAACACAAAAAACCAAAGUCAAGUGAAUAGGCCAAACUUUACAGGAAGCACAAAUGAAUUUUGGAGAGUAUCUGCCUGCAAUGAUAAGAAAACCCCUAACUUUUCUGAACAGUUUAAUCCGGAGCUACUCCUGAAAUAUGAAGAUGAUUCUGAUCUUGGAACAUUCUGCUCCCAUGGGGAUCUGAAAGAAAGCACCAUUAAAACACUUCCAACAUCAGAGAGUGUGGCUUUUGAAGCGGAAAUACCCCAUGUUUCAGAGUUUACCAGUUAUGAAGCCGGCAGCUUUAUAAGGGCUGCUCAGCAAAACCUGUCUCAAAUAGAUAACAUACCUUCAGAGAUGAGUGAUUUGACAGAAGGAUCAUGGGGAAGCGAAGAGACAUUAACUUUUUCUAAACCUCUUAAUGUAAAUGUAAAUGAAUAUGAACGAAUCCAAAAUGAAAAUUGCUUGGAAGUUCAAGUUCCACACAACCUCUCUAAAAAGGAUGGCAAAACAAAUGACUAUUCCAGUUCACUUAACGAAGAUAACAGCUGCUGUGUCUCUUUAGCACAUUCUGAAGCGAGUGAGAUGGAUUUGAAUGAUGAACAAUGCAAGCUAUGGAACAAAUGUACAUUCCAUAGACUGGAAGAUCAGCUGAGUGCAGGGACUGACCCUCACAAAUUAAUAGCAACUGCAGAAGAGCCUGUAAAUGGGUUGAAAUGGGAAACACACCAUGAAAGGAAAACACAUAGUGAAAUAGAAACCAAGGCAGAUUCUGAAAAUUUCACUGUUCAAGAUGACUGUAUGUUAAAUGGCAAUAAUGAUCUAAUGCAAAAACUUAGAGUAUCUUCAAAUAUGCAAGAGAGGCCUUUAGUUCUGGAGGAGUCUUUAAGUAUCCUGCAGAUUGAUAAAGCUAAUAGUCAGCUUGAAACAGAGAGACUUCCUGCAUCAGUUGAUGAAAGCGAUGCUAGAAAUGUAAAAAUAGAAACUAGUCACACUGAGACAUCUACCAGAUCAAGGGGAGGGAAAUCAGGAUUCUACGAAAACAGCUCCUUACCCAAACAGAGUAUAAUGGAAACCAUGUGCCCUCUUAGGCCUUUAAUUUCUGAAGUUUCAAUUCCCUGUGCAGAUCUAUUAACAGAAAGUGCAAAGGACUCUGCUCCCCAAAAUGGCCAGCAGAAACUGAACGUUGAGGUGGAAUGUGCUUCCAGAUCAGAUGCCAAAGACUCUCUGACUUGUGCUGAUGCAGGUGGGAUUUGUAUUGACCCCAAGCAGGUAGACAAAUAUGCCGCUACUCCUUCGUACGAAAUACCUCUGGCCUCUGUUAACGAUCAAGAAUGUGACCAAGGCAAUGCAAAGCAUGUAUUGGAUCUGAUGGAAGAUAUAUUAAAGGAAUCUGAUAACACACACAAAAUGGAUGUGGGCGAUUCCCAAGGUGAUCCGCUUUGUCCAUCUGCUCCACUAAGUAGUUUGUUUUCAUCUGCCAAGUUUACAGAUGAUCAGGAAUAUCUGAUGGGAUAUUUGUGGAUUAAUUCAUCUUUUAACAAAACGAAUAGCUCAUGCAAUGCUAGUGAGGCGCUCCAAAAUGAAACUGGCGACGUGACCAUUCCUUCUUUUGAAAUGGGAGGAUACCCUUACCAGUUGCUAGUACAACAAAACAGUGAUAUCUGGGGAUGGCAAGAUAGAGAUGAAGGAUAUGUAAGUAUUUCAUCAUCAUAAUUUGAUUCAUCAGGCACUUUUAAAAAGAAGUUGCUGUAAUCCAAGGUGAAGAUUUUGAUUUGAUGUAUGAUAUUCUAAAACUCCAGCAGUGUUUCCAUUUGUUUGAGUUAAGCCACUGUCAAUUGCUAAAAUGGAGGCAUACAUAACAGCACAUCUUGGUACCUGUGUUGUGGCAGGCAUAGACAUCUCUUUUGUUGCCUCUCAUCCAUCCCUAGCCUCUGAAGGUGGCCACAAAGUUGAUAUUUUACAACUUACUGUAACGUUCUCCCUAAAACAGAUUGGAAAAAUGCUUGGGUUAAAUUUUAAUACAUUAUUGAUGAGCCGAUUUUUAUCACUGCCCUCAGAAGUUUGAACUUGGAAGUAAAUAAUUGUGUCCCUAUACCUGCACUCCUAUCUGAGAGCUGAAGGACGAGGAUUUGAAAAAGCAUCUUGCUACCAUUACGUUGUAAAAUUGCUUUUAGCCAUUUGUGAGCAGUAGCUUUGUAACAGUGGUCGGGGUCUAAUUGAGGGCACGUAAGUGAGCCUCACUCGAACGCAGGAGGACUUACUUCUGAGUAGGCUAUGUAUGGGAUUGCAGUGCACAUGUCUAGUCUGGGCAAUCCCCCCCCCCCAAGCACUUGUGUGUAGAGAAUUACUGUAGUGCUAAUUUGGUUGCUGUAACUGCUUUGAACUUGGGCUGUUGCAGGAUUUGCUGCCAUGUUUCCAUGUUGAAUAGAGGGGUGCAUUUCAUUCAUUUUUUUCCAGAGUUUCUUGGGGCACAGCUAACUGUUGGAAGCUGGACAGCACCAGCGCGCUUUCUCUUAAUCCUUUUUUGGAUUUGUGUUUUACUUUUCGUUGCUGCCUCUGGCAGUGGCAGCAGAGCUCCUCAGUGGCAGCCAGCCAGCAAUAUUAUAUCCCUGGAACAUUGCUAAGCAAGAGGUAGCAUUGUUUGAUUGAGGCUGGGAGGACUAUGGGGGGAAUACUCCCAAGGCUCAAGUCCUAUGCCCUGCUAGGAUUAAGCUCCAUCAAACACAGUGGGAUGUGCUUCUGAGUAGACGUGUGCAAGAUUGCAUUGAAACUGAGGAGGGGAGUCUUCAUCACCACAAACUUGAGCUGGCUAUCAAGGCCAGCCAAAACUUUGAUGGCCCCUGCCCUUUCCUAAUGUAAAGGAAGACAUUUCUCAUAGAAUCACACUGGUCAACAACAAAUUUGUUGUCUGUGUUUUUUCAGUUGAUUUAGGACGAAUCUGAUGCGCUGAAUCCAAAAAUCACAUUGGUUUUGCUCAAUCAGGUCAAGUUUUUGAGCUAUGGCCACAUGUCAUUUUUUUACGUUUUUGUUCACAUGUACGCUUGUUUGGAGCAUUUUAGAAGAAGUUGGUGGGGGUAAAAUGCCAUGUCAAAUAAUUGUUUUGAUUGGAAAUGAUUAUUUUAAUGACAAGAAGUAUUCAGGUCCUAUAGUUCUGGGUGAUUAUGUCGAAAAGGGAUCAGUUUGAAGUCAUAAAACCUCGAAAUCUUCCAUAAAUUGGUGCAGCAAAGCAUAAAGUUGGGGGAUCAAAACUAAGUUAAUGGGGCAGCUGCCCCACGAAGUGUAUAGGAAACUCCACCCGCGCAUGCGCCAACUUAUGACUAAUGACUUAUGGGUGGACCAAUAGCAAGAGGAGUCUGAACUUUGGAAUUCCCAUGGUUUGGAGGGAGCAGACAAACCAUGUCAUUGACUGCUACUUCUGCGCUGUUGAUGUGACUGGGAUCAACAGAAAGAACCAGAGCAGCCUCAAGUAUCCUGAUCUUCAAUCAGCACGUUGUCCUGUAGCUCAUUGUGAUGAAAUUCCAGUGCCUAUCUUCGGAGAACUUCCUGACAUUAGUGACGAAGAUGCCUCCUGUGUUGAAGGACAUGAAGAAGAAGAAGUGGUUCUUGAAGAUGAUGCUCCACAUCCACUUUCCCAAAACGAGUUGAAUGAUCUAGUUCAUGACCUCAGCUUGUCAAAGGACUCUGCCGAACUGUUGGCAUCCAGAUUGAAAGAAAAAAACCUCCUCUCUGACAGUGCUCGCAUCAGCUUCUUCCGCAACAGGCAUCAAGAGUACCUCCGUUUUUUCUUGGAAGAGAAGGACUUGGUGUACUGUGCAGAUAUUGCGCAGCUUCUGCUCAAGCUUGGAGUGCCACAGUAGGAACCCAAAGAUUGGAGACUGUUCAUUUACAGCAGCAAGCGAUCACUGAAAUGUGUUCUGCUACACAACAGCAACCAGUUUGCCUCUAUACCCCUGGCUCACUUUAGUACACUGAAGGAGAACUAUGAAGCGGUGAAGUAUGUGCUGGAGAAAAUUGGUUAUGAUCAGCAUAAGUGGUUUAUUUGUGUUGACCUGAAGAUGGUGAACUUUUUGUUGGGACAACAGUCUGGCUUCACCAAGUACCCAUGUUUUCUGUGCAUGUGGGAUAGUAGGGACCAUGCUCAGCAUUACACGAAGAAGGACUGGCCUGUGCAGGAAGAAUUGGUGCCUUGCAAAGAAAGGAACGUCAUCAAUGACCCUCUGGUGGACAGAGACAGAAUACUCUUCCCACCGCUGCACAUCAAGCUCGGCUUAAUCAAGCAGUUCACCAAGGCUCUGGACAAGGAUGGUGACUGCUUCACUUACUUGUGCCAGGCUUUUCCAGGAUUGACCAUGGAGAAGUUGAAAGCUGGCAUCUUUGACGGUCCUCAGAUCCGUCAGCUCAUCAGAGAUCCAGAGUUCGGAAACUCAAUGAACGAAGUGGAACAGGAAGCAUGGAAGGCAUUUAUUCUGGUAAUGAAGAACUUUCUUGGCAACAAUAAGGCCAGAAACUACGCAGAACUUGUCAACAACAUGCUGACUGCUUUCAGAAACCUGGGCUGCAACAUGAGCGUCAAGAUGCACUACCUAUUUUCACAUAUGGACCGGUUUCCUGAGAACCUGGGUUCAAUGAGUGACGAGCAGGGGAGAGAUUCCAUCAGGACAUGAAAGAGAUGGAGACCAGGUAUCAGGGUCGCUGGGACGCAGUCAUGAUGGCUGACUACUGUUGGACUCUGAAGAGAGACCUCCCUGCCGCUGAGCAUUCCAGGAGUUCCAAGAAACGGAGGUUCAAGCCCUGAAGUUUGAAAAAUGGUGAAGCAACAUGCAAUUUACGUGUACUUACCUUUAUCAAUGCCCACCAUUCAGUUUACAGUAAUCAAUGUUUCUAUCAGGUAAUCAAUAUAUGUUGUUGGAAAAACAUUUUUUUCUCUUAAAAACAUAUUUAGGAUGAUAUAUGUUGACAAAAAUCAGCUGAUAAUGCCACAGAAAUGUAAUCGAUUUUGUCACAAGAUCUGAUUUUUUUCAAAUCAACAUAGCACAAAAACCUGACCUGAUGGAGAGAAACGGAUGCCAUUUCCUGAUUCAGCAGUGCAAAAAUACCCUAAAUCAUUUGUAGAAAUCUAGACAACAUUCAAAAGGUAAAAAAUUGUUGCCCAGUGUCAUAGAGUUGGAAGGGACCCUGAGGAUCAUCUAGUCCAAUGCCCUGCAAUGCAGGAAUAUGCAGCUGUCUCUUACAGGGAUCGAACCUGCAACAUUGGCAUUGUCAGCACCAUACCUACUGAGGUAUCCAAGCUUAGAUUUGUUUCUAGGUUUGUUGCUUAAAAACUAUAGAGCAAUGAUGUUUGGAAUCAUAGAAUCAUAGAGUUGGAAGAGACCACAAGGGCCAUCGAGUCCAACCCCCUGCCAAGCAGGAAACACCAUCAGAGCACUCCUGACAUACGGUUGUCAAGCCUCUGCUUAAAGACCUCCAAAGAAGGAGACUCCACCACACUCCUUGGCAGCAAAUUCCACUGUCGAACAGCUCUUACUGUCAGGAAGUUCUUCCUAAUGUUUAGGUGGAAUCUUCUUUCUUGUAGUUUGGAUCCAUUGCUCCGUGUCCGCUUCUCUGGAGCAGCAGAAAACAACCUUUCUCCCUCCUCUAUGUGACAUCCUUUUAUAUAUUUGAACAUGGCUAUCAUAUCACCCCUUAACCUCCUCUUCUCCAGGCUAAACAUGCCCAGCUCCCUUAGCCGUUCCUCAUAAGGCAUCAUUUCCAGGCCUUUGACCAUUUUGGUUGCCCUCCUCUGGACACGUUCCAGUUUGUCAGUGUCCUUCUUGAACUGUGGUGCCCAGAACUGGACACAGUACUCCAGGUGAGGUCUGACCAGAGCAGAAUACAGUGGCACUAUUACUUCCCUUGAUCUAGAUGCUAUACUCCUAUUGAUGCAGCCCAGAAUUGCAUUGGCUUUUUAGCUGCUGCGUCACACUGUUGGCUCAUGUCAAGUUUGUGGUCAACCAAGACUCCUAGAUCCUUUUCACAUGUACUGCUCUCAAGCCAGGUGUCACCCAUCUUGUAUUUGUGCCUUUCAUUUUUUUUGCCCAAGUGCAAUACUUUACAUUUCUCCCUGUUAAAAUUCAUCUUGUUUGUUUUGGCCCAGUUCUCUAAUCUGUCAAGGUUGUUUUGAAGUGUGAUCCUGUCCUCUGGGGUGUUAGCCACCCCUCCCAGUUUGGUGUCAUCUGCAAAUUUGAUCAGGAUGCCCUUGAGUCCAUCAUCCAAGUCGUUGAUAAAGAUGUUGAAUAAGACCGGGCCCAAGACAGAACCCUGUGGCACCCCACUAGUCACUCUUCUCCAGGAUGAAGAGGAACCAUUGAUGAGCACCCUUUGGGUUCGGUCAGUCAGCCAGUUACAAAUCCACUGAGUGGUAGCAUAGUCAAGACCGCAUUUUACCAGCUUCUUUACAAGAAUAUCAUGGGGCACCUUGUCAAAGUUUUGCAGCAGUUAUUACCGCUAAGGUUGUUAUUAAGAGAGAUAACACAUGUCUUGUUAUGUUUGUGGUUUUGUCUUUAUUUUGAAAGGCAGGCAAGAGCCAAAAUGGUCACAAUUUAUUGUGGAAAUUAUCCUAGACAUAAAUUGCUCAUAACGAUACCAAUCGUGCAAGCCUUAAUUCUUCAAGGGAAUUAUUGUGUAAGGGGAAUUGUUGCACAAAUACACCCAUCUUAUCAUUGUUAGGAUAUUUCCGUUCCACCUUAAAAGGGAGCAGGCUGUGAGUCACAGAGUCUGCGUAUUUCCUGUUCACAGGAUGUUUAUGUUUUCUGUUGCUUUCGUUUCUCUCUCUGUCGUAGACACUAAAGCAGGCAGUCAUGUUUUUCUGUGUUCUGAUCAACGUUGAAUAAACUUGUAAAUAAUGCUCUCCUGAGUGCAACUUUUGGCUGUGCGAUAUCUGCUUAUAGAGUGUGCAUGAGCUCUGGAAUGUGGCAAGCUAUUUCUAGAAACUCAUGUCACUAAUUGUUGAUACUGCGUGACUACGGGAGAUCAAUGGAUCGUCCGGCAGCCGGCUUGGGGGCCAUGAUGGACUUUGUCUCCCUGGCAGUAUCCCAACAAUCAUAACCACAUGAUUAGAAGAUUGUAAAGCAUGCAUUGCAAUAGGUAGCUAGUUCAAUCAUUUAUGACAUGAUGGAAAUCUAAUCUUAUAGUGCCAUCAUCUUUGAGGACAUUUUCAUAGUUGUACAGUAUAAGCUAUGAAUCCUUCUUCAUACCUUGCCUCAGCCCAUGGGCUUGCUAGGGAGCCUUAAGAAAACUCGUAUCAAUCGCUUUCUUUCCCCCUUCCUCUGUAGUAAGAAUAUGUUUGGACAUUCCCUUACAGAACUGGUUCAAAGAUUAUGGAGUUAACAUCCGCUUUUGAUCUUGCCAAUGCUUAGAUUUACGUUUACCUUUACUAUGGCUCCUUUUUUUAUAUAUAUAAUGUUUGUUUACUGCUCUGGCAUGGCAGAAGGAACAUUGCCUUCUAUUUUUUACUAACCACAGCUUAGCCUUAAGUCUGAAUCUGGACAACCUGCAGUUAAUCUUAACUAUGAAGCCUGUAUUUUUUUAGUAAACUACAGUUAAAAUUAACCACAGUUUAGGGCUCAGAUAUAACACUAAACUGGGGUUGUUGUUGUUAUUAUUAUUUAUUUAAAAAAACUGAUAGAAGCUGCUAGUCUCCUCAUAGUUACACCCAGGCAUGGGAAAGUGUGCGGAUCCAAGGCUCACACAGGCGGCUCCUCCUAAUGCUAAACCAUGGAGGGAGGUAGCGCAUGAAUGUCAGACUUGCACAGCCUCAUAUUGGUAACACUAAAAUGUGAUUUAGUGUAACCAUGUGUAUGCAGCCACUGUUGAAAACCAGUUGGAUGUCUCUAUUUGGUGGGGAAAGUGGAGUAUAAAUCUGAUCAUAAAUAUAAAUGAAGCCUGGGUGGUAACUUUCAUAAAUGGAACAGAUCUUUCCUGACUCCUACCUCCUGCAGCUUCAUGUAGUCUCAUCCCAAUUGAGUUGGGUCCUUUGGGAAAGGUGUAAGAUUAUUUUUUUGGGGGGGGGGGACUGCCGAUGGAGGAGAGACUUGUCGGAAAUACCUCCUUACAAGAGUACAACAACUUGGAAUCUAAGACAACUGAUGUCACUUCUUUGAAUAUUCCAAAGAGCUAUACAAAUGAUAAAUGUGGAUGAAUUUGCCUUGACAAGUAAUGUAGGUUGAGUUUACAUAAGCACCGAAUGGUCUCUAGCCGCAAGAACUCUUAUUCCACUGCUGUAUAUCUUUUAACCAUUUGUGAGUUGCAUUUAUAAUAAGGAACCACGUAAAAUGACAGGCAUUUAGUUAACAGAGCGUAACUCAAUUGUUAUUUCCUAGGAGUCGGCCAAGGUUUCUGAACUAAAUCCUAAUGCAAAAGUAUGGGGGAAUCAUAUGUUACAUGUGGAAGCAAGCGGGGCUAAUGAUGGUGGCGUGAGCAAAACCUGGGAAGAAAUAGCAGAUCAUCCACCAGAUUCCUGCAAAGAAGGUACGAUUCUAGCUGAGUGUGCUGGUCCUCUGAGCCUUUUCUUUCUAAUUUAAAGCAGGUAAAGAAUUUCUUGGUUUGUGACUCCUGCAACUUUUCCUGCAGGGUUGGAGGCCAACGGUGAUGGUGACAAAAAGCACCAGAAUGAAUCGUUAACAGAACUGCAAGAACCAUCACUGGCAGCUCCACUGUCAGACCAGACAGAUAUGAACCCUUUGGCUCUAGAUCAUUCAGAGUAUGAAUCUAUACACGAAAACACUCAGACAGGUAAGAAAGAGGAGGCUUCCUUGUAUGUUUUUAAAAUGGUUUUCCAACUUACAAAAUGACCCCCAGUGUUUAUCCUAAAUAUGUCUUUGACAGGAACUUAUAAAUUACAAGCUACUGAAGAAAUUUACCUGAGCAACACUGAAUUAUAGGCAUUGCUACAGAAAUGAUUAAACAGUAACAAUAGUUGCUUGUAGGAAUCCUUGAUGCAUAGUCUGAAAUAAGUAGUGCCUAUUAAUGUAACAAUUUUACCAGCACAUUUGCAUGUAUUUAUAUGUGGGGCUCAGGCUGCUUCAUUUAGGACAAACCACUGUUUGCCCCCGGGCUUGUGACUACAGUACAUUUAAAGAAAUACCAGAUUGAUCAUGUGUACAAUAUUUUAAAUGUUCAAUCUCAUCUCCGUCAUUAAAAAACAAUCUAAACUUUGAAGUCUCAACAGCCCAGACAAUGCUAGGAACUUUGAACCUUCAGUGUCUUGGGUAGUGAAUAUAUUUACUAGAUGAACUGAGUAUUUUAUAGGAUCACAGGUUGUAGUGUUGACAUGUUAUCUUGGAAGUCUAAGUUGUAUAAUGAAAAGUGCCUACAGUGCAUAAUUCAGGAGUAGUACUCUAGUUCCCACCAUCCCUGACCAUCGGCCAUGUUUAUUUUAAAUUUUUUUAAUGAAGAUUGUGUUCUUUGGCAAAGGCAAGAAAAGCUGAAUGAUUCACAUUAUGCACGUUUUAUUUGCAUAAUUCAAUAAUUCUGCUUUUGCUGGUUACAGAGAAAGACAAACUAUGCAGGGCAUUAAAUCUGCUCACUGUGCAACCCACACAUGACAUUGCCUACAUGGUAUCAAUACUCCACAAUCUCAGGGCCAGAAACUUGCUCUGCAGACUUCUGCAGAUAGUGUCAAAUACCGUGUUUGCAGGGUGUGAACAUAGGAUUUCAACCAAUGGACAGCUCUAAAAUUUUUAUGCAGUAUAUAGACUGAGGAUAGAUACCACCUGCCUGGGGUACUUUCUGUUUUAAACUAAUGUUAUUGGGGAAACCUAAUAACUCGUCUAGGGAAGUCACAUUGCACAAGCAUUUUUCUGUUGUGCAAACAGGCAGAUAUCAUUGGAUGUUGUUCAGUGCAGCCUAACACUAUAAUUCUUGUGUCAUUGUUUCUGAGUCCAGAAAAGAAACUUUUCAAAACAUUAUAUAAUUCUCUUAUCCAUCUUAAUCAAUUUGGAGCUCCCUGCUGCUUUUUUCCAACUGAUAAUCUAAGUUUUUACUUAAUAGAAUAUUAAUAAUAAUAAUAAUAAUAAUAUAUUUAUACCCCACCCAUCUGGCUGGGUUUCCCCAGCCACUCUGGGCGGCUUCCAACAAAACACUAAAAUACAAUAACCUUUUAAACAUUAAAAGCUUCCCUAAACAGGGCUGCCUUUAGAUGUCUUCUAAAAGUUUGGUAGUUAUUUUUCUCUUUGACAUCUGGUGGGAGGGUGUUCCACAGGGCGGGUGCCACUACCAAGAAGGCCCUCUGCCUGGUUCCCUGUAACCUCACUUCUCGCAAUGAGGGAACUGCCAGAAGGCCCUUGGCACUGGACCUCAGUGUCCGGGCAGAAUGAUGGAGGUGGAGACGCUCCUUCAGGUAUACUGGACCGAGGCCGUUUAGCAAAAAGAAUUUAGCUCGUGUCUGCUGCAACGUCUGAUGGCAAGAAUUUCCAUUGUAGUACCAAACACAAUGUUGGCUCAUACACUUGCUGUUAAAAUUAUAAUGAAUAAUGCAACUUUCUUACAUAAGAGUUUCAUGUUGGUCUUUGUACUUUGAAGCUAACAAAUGAAUAUUUUUUUCAUAUUAUAUCAUGGUGCUAUGCACAUAUUUCAAACUGCUUUCUCCACAGUAAUAUAUUUCAAGUUUUAAAGAUGACGUUUGAGAUACUUGUCUGCAUUGAGUGUGUAAAGGGUGUACAUAACAGAGCAGAAAAAAUAAAUACUAGAGGCCUUCUUGAUAGCUUCCAGAUAUAUAAAAAUAUAUUCCUGUUCAAAUAUUUACAUAUUUUACAUCACCCUUAUUUCUUAAAAGCUAUUGCAACUGGAAAGGAAUCCUAACUAAUUUGUCAGUUGUUUAUGUAUUGAUGGUUAUAUAAAAUGAUUGUUGCUCGGCUUUUCAAUGGAGCCAAUCUUUUCUAAUGAGAUGGGGUGGGUAGACUGUGGAUGCAAGCAACCCUUAUGUGUGUCUAAGCUCCACCAAAGUUUCUGCUGAGUCCGUAUAUUUAGGAUCAGGUGCAAGAUACUCUUUGUGUCAUGAGUUGAUAUGAAGGGUACUUUAUUUAACCUCUAUUGCCAUUGCGAAUAAGGUGACCUUUGACACUUGAAGGAAAUGUCUUUUUAUGAAGGCUUGGUUUCCCCCCUGACUUUGUCAAACUCAUGUCUUCCAUUUCUAGGAGGUAAAGAACAGCUGCAGUCAGAAGGUCAGGAAGACUUGCGAGAAGUAUUGAAAAAAACACUGGAGUUCUGUUUAUCUAGGUAAGCAUAACAUGUAUUCAGUAGUGACCACUCAUGCUGUAUUUAUUUAAAGCAUUUUUGUUGGUAGCAAGAAAAAUAGAGAUAUAUACAAAAUAGAAUUCUUAGAUGCCAAUAUCCAGGUUUGGGGGAAAAUAUUCUUGCAAAAUAUGCAGCAAAGCAAAGCAAAAUCUGCAGCAUAGAGAGAGACCACUCAUUUGAUAAGUUAAAAAAGGUUGAUUUAUAUACUCACAAAGGACAGGUCCAUGUGCUUUUCCAUGCAGCAUUCAGUAAAGGUUGCACAGGCAUUAAAACGUGGCUUAGUUAUACUGGUGAAAGUUCCUAAAUUAUUGGUGUAGGAAUUUAAGAGAGACCUGUUAGAGUGAUUGCUUGGAGCAAGCAGCUCAGAUCUCCCAAAUUGAGCUUCUCAAGUAGACUGUGAGGUACAGCGAUAAGGCUUGAUUACAUUCCUCCCAGGUUGGAGGGGAGUGACAUAGCUAAGCCUGCCAGGCCAGCUUACUCUAUGGCAUCAAACCCUUCAUGCAUUAAUUAGACUUAAGCAUGUUGGUUAUCCCACAUUUUUAUCCCGUUCUUCAUAACAGAAAAGAAAAAGGCUUCCAGAGCAGUUUACAGAUAUUUGCCUUUUAGGAUGAUAGGUUAAGUCAUGUGUGAGGAAUCUUUGCCCUUUCAGAUGCUGCUGAGCUGCAACUCCCGAUCAGCUCUAGUGAGCAUGGCCAAUGGGCAGCGGGGAUGGAAGGGCAGUUCAGCAAUAUCCGGAGGGACACAUGUUCUCCACACCUGGCUUAAGUAAUCAUUACUAUGGAAUAAGUCACUUCCCAUUUUCACUGCUAAGUGUUAACACAGGGAAAAGUGUUGUGGCAUCUGGAUUUAAUAGAAGUUCAUUAUCCAUAUAUGAAGUGGGCUCAGACCUUGAGAAGCAUGGGAAGGAACCAAAAUUCUACAGAGUAAAUCCAUAGGGAAUCUAUUAAUUUUUUUCUCAGUUAAAUAUGUAAUUUGUUUUUCUUCUUGCUUUGCUAAUUUACAUACUAAAGCCUGUCAAGAUAAGUUGGUUUUUUAAAAAAACCAAAGCUGCCACUCACUCAUUCUAUCUGCAGCCAGGUUUGUUUACAGUGCUUUAGAAAACAGUAACUAUUGAGAAUAGACUUAAGUCAGUUGUGGCUUGUCAUCUGUAGCAGGAAGGUGGGGUUUUUUUGGGGGGGGUGGUUGGCACUGAUACCGCCUGUAUGCUGAUUGUUUAAUGUAUGGAGCUGCUUGGCUGUUGGAAAUCUUAACUGAGCUAUUUUCAAGACCAAAACUUCAAAUACUAUCCAUGCAUGAGCCUCUGUGACCCCAUACUUCAUUUGAUGGGAGAUAAAAUAUACCUCUCAACAUCUGGAGAUGACAGCUGGAUAGCUCAGCUGGUUAGAAUGUGGUGCUGAUAACACCAAGGUUUUAGGAUUGAUCCCAAUAAGAGACAGCUGCGUAUUUCUGCAUUGCAGGGUGUUGGACUAGAUGAUCCUUAGAGACCCUUCCAGCUCUACGAUGUUUUGAACAAACCUUGUCUGUGUGUGAGCUAUAGAGCUAAACUCAGCGCACCAGCUACAUAGAUUCAUAGAAUUGUGGAGUUGGAAGGGACCUCAAGGGUCAUCCAGUCCAACCUAAAGUGGCCUAUUAUGGACUUGAUGGAUCUUUUUGCUGUUCUGUUUCCCUAGCGCUGUAAAACAGGUGGGCUGCAUCCAGUUUGGUGCACCUUAUGUUGAAAAUCCCUGCUUCUCUCUCUCUCUCUCAACCCAAGCAACAAAGCUAAGAUAGUUUCAUAGGUAGCUGUUUCCUUCACUCUAGUAGCAAAGGGAAUUUUAAGUAAAUACAUGACAGUUCCUUAAUACAGUCAUACCUUGGGUUAAAGACACUUUGGGUUGCACAAUUUUGGGUUGUGCACCGCGCCAAACCCGGAAGUACCGGAAUGGGUUACUUCUGGGUGUUGGCGCAUGCGCAGAAGUGCUAAAUCACGCUUUGUGCAUGCGCAGAAGCGCCGAAUCGCAACCUGCACAUGAGCAGACGCAGCACUGCGGGUUGUGGACGCUGCGGGUUGCAAAUGUGCUUUCCGCACAGAUCACAUUCGCAACCCGAGCGUCCACUAUACAUAGAUGUUGAUCGAUAAGAAAGUCAAAUGCAACUUUUUCGCUUGUGUAAAGAUAAAGAAAGGAGUUUUAUAAUGAAGACUCUGCUUUCCUUCAACAGAGAGAAUCUUGCCAGUGACAUGUACCUUAUAUCUCAGAUGGACAGUGAUCAGUAUGUGCCAAUAAUGACAGUAGCAAACCUUGAUCACGUCAAGAAGCUGAGUACUGAUAUGGAUUUGAUUGUUGAAGUGCUGCGAUGUAAGUAAUUGACAAAGCACCUAUUUUUGACUUGAAGAUGAAUAGUGAGUUUUUGUUCUGUGAGGUGCAUAGCAUUGGGGGAGGGUUGAAGCCAGUGGGUGAGUGCAACAUUUAGAAAACUGUACUUAAAUGGCAAUAAACCUGUCAUAGCAGUAAAUUCAUGCUUGCAGGGAGGGACCUGCCAUUUAAUCUUCUGUUUUAUACAAUAGAUUUAUUGGAGAAUGCCCCUCUGUCAAACUGCUCGACUUGGGUAUCCUAAUGAUACUGCUGAGGCUUUCUGCAUUGUUGCAGUUAAAUGUAUAUUCAGUAUGUGGCUUGUUUAGCUUCAGCCACUACAGGCUUUUCUAAGUGGAAGUUCUCCAUGGUUGGUUUCAAAAGAUACCUAACAGGUUUCUGCUCCAGCACACUAUUUGCAAUUUUUAUUUAGCAGUUUACUAAUUAAACCUGUCAAACGUAAUUUUUUUGUACCAUGGCUAAAGUAUUUGAAAGUAAUUACCAUUGGUGUGAGGCAGUUUGGAAUCUGAUAAGUGAAGUGCUUGAUUGUCACUCCUGGUGAUUUGUUUAGUGUAGUACCAAAGAGUAGUAUUGGAAUGUACACUCUUUCAUUUCAAAGUGGGGAAAAGGGCCAUACAAGAUGGACUUUCUAACAGAAUAAGACUGGUAGGAGUGGGUUCCCCCCUCUGAAAGGCUUCACUAAGAGGUGUGGUGAACACUCCAGGAGCCAAACUGGUUUAUUUCAAUUAGGGGCUUGAAAGAUCUUUCCCAAAGUAAGAUGUUUGCCUGGGAGACUUGACUGGCAUGUGCCACGUUUGUACACAUUUAUUUACAAACGGGAGAUGAAUAAGGUAACAGAUCUUACUCUAGUCCUACAAAACUGCAGUGUGUGCAAAACAAAGCCUUGCUUAACUGGUUGAAUUCUAAGUAACUGUGUUGUAUGUGUCUUCCCUUAGCAUUGCCUUUAGUCCAAGUGGACGAGAAGGGUGAAAAAGUCAGGCCAAACCAGAAUCGCUGCAUUGUGAUUUUACGUGAAGUACCUGAAUCUACUCCAAUUGAAGUAAGUUCUGCAUACAGCAGUCAAACGAUUCACAACAUGCUUAAAAAAAAAUCCCACCCACCUUGGUUCUAUAUGGCUACAGCUUUAAUUGUGACUCUCUCUCAGCUAUCACUUGUGGCCAAGUAAGCUUUUCUUCCAUAUAAUAUUUUCCAAGUAAGAUUUUCUUCCAUAUAAUUGUGCAUUCAUGAUAUCACUCACAACUUUAUAAAGCAUACUAGGAAAACAAUCCCACACUAAACCAAUAACUAAAUACCUGUUUAAAAGAAAAUAUUGAAUUGCCACUGAGAUGCCAUUUAUACCUUGUCAGAAAGACGUUUCUGGAGCUUUCAGACAGUGAGUGCCUCUCUACAUGCUUCCACCAUAAAGUUAAGGCUGCUCCUGGAAGACAGAUUCCAAAUCAAUAAAUGUAGAGCAAUGGACAACAUUUUGAGUGGGGUGUUCUAACUAGCUCACUGACAGCAGAAGAGAUCAAGGAGGUUGAAUAAAUGCUCUUUGAAGAGAAAGGGAUGUUUUAAGAAAUCAAAAAAGUAAUAUUGGUGUUCAUAUGCAGAGUGAUAUUAACAGGAAAACACAAUUUCCUGAGUCAUAAAGUUUGACUUAGGAACGUCAAUCAAGGGUGUAUCUGCUGUUAAUCUGUUAACUGAAGGUGAACACAGUAUGUCUUUGUAUUUACAGUUCAUUGGGUAGUAUCUGAACUGUACUGGAAUAGACCCAAUUGAAAUCAAUGGACUUUAAAUUAGUCAUAGGUGUGACUUAGUCAGGUGCCACCCUGAAAUUGUUUAGGCACCAACAUCAAACCUUUAGGUGGCAGCCUUUGCAUAGCUGAAAACAAAUCAGGUCCCUGGAAUGAUGGGACAGUGUCAGUACCCUGCUCCAUAGCCCUUUUUUGUUGAAAUUAAGGAUAGUCAGUUCUAAUAAGGCCGUUACAUUGCUUGGUCCUAAAUGAACCUUCUGUUGUACUUGUCAGUGAACCCUCUUUCCCACCAAUCUUUUCUUAGGAGGUCGAAGAACUCUUCAAGGGAGAUAACUUGCCUAGGUUCAUCAACUGUGAGUUUGCCUAUAAUGACAACUGGUUUAUUACAUUUGAGUCUGAAGCAGAUGCACAGCAGGUAGGCUCUCACUUUUUUGUUGCGCAUAUUUAGUUUGUGUUAGUUAUCGGUUUUGGAGAUUGAUUACGGUGACUCUUGACUGAGGUGGUGUGAACAGACCUCCACAAACAAAGUUGGUCCAUAAUACAAUGUUCAUGUAAGAAAUGGCUGGAAGACAUCAUAUAGUUGCACAGAACAGCAGCCUUCAUAAUUCAGAGAAAUUCAUUGUUGUCUAGUCAUGGUUUCCAUAAUUAAGUCUAGAAUCCAUGUACUUCUUGGAAAUUUUAAAUCCUACUAAAAGCAGUGAUUCAGCCAACUGCUGUUUUUUUGAAAUGGAGUAAGUAGCUUCCUGCUGCCAUCUUUACUAUGAUUUUACUAUGAUUUUAGUACCACAUAUGAUCAUUGCCAAGCAGGGUUAAAAUGAAACCUGAUAAUGCCUCUGACCAUAUGCUGAGGCUAUAUGUCUAUAAUCCAGUAUAAACCUGAAUUGGACCCAAGUAUUCUUAAAUAGGGAAGAACUGAUAUUGUUUGUGUUAGUAUCUGUGUGUGCAUAAUGAUAUACUUUUUCUUGUUAACUUACUACAUCUGCUGCCUUUCACACAAACUUAUUUUUCACUCUUAAAGGCUUAUAGAUACCUUAGAGAAGAAGUGAAAACCUUCCAAGGAAAACCAAUUAAGGUAAAUAUGUUUUGUUUUUAGUGUUCACUGAAAUACUUCUGAAAGUGGUCGUCGUUCUCUAAGGCUGAUUCUUCUAAGAGCAUGUUCUUCUGUCUUCUAGGCAAGAAUAAAAGCAAAGGCUAUAGCUAUAAAUACAUUUUUGCCAAAGAAUGGAUACAGACCUCUGGACAUGAACAUCUACACACAGCGUUAUACAACAUCAUUUUACAUACCUCCAGUAUACAGCCCCCAACAGCAGUUUCCACUGUACAGCUUAAUUGCCCCACAGACGUGGUCAACAACACAUAGCUAUCUUGAUCCAUCACUGGUAAGCACUUCAGAAUCAUUCCUUUGUUGCUUUUUAAAUGUUCAUGCUGUUGCUUAGUCUUGAAUAUAACCGGGGCAUACUAGAUUCAGUUUAUAGCUCCAUAGUAACUGGUGUACUUCCUGAAUCUGUUUUACGUACUCUUACUUCUCAACCCAUAUAUUAGCAUUACGCCAUGUUCCUCAUUUUUAGAUAAUUUUGUAGCAGCAAGUCGGAGUAGCUAAGGCCAAUGAGAAAGGAAGCCCCUUGAAUUUUUUGAAUUCUGUUAAAUCCCCUUCAGUGUAAAUUGAAGUGAUGAUAGGAACUAAGGACUUGAUUAUUUAUCCUCAUAAUCUUAAGACCAGGUGUUACGCUCAAGCUACUUAUUAAGUAAAAUUGCAGGGCAGAAUCCUCAUUGCAUUUCAGACUUCCAAGCUACAAGCAGUGCAUAAGAGGUUUUGACCUCAGCCUCUCCCUUACAUGCUAACUUUCUGCAGACACAAAAUGUUUUUUAUGUAAAGGAGCAAUUGGUUUGAGACAUCCACGGCAGUUGACUGUACAUCCAGAAUACAUAGGUCUUACGAGGAAGUAUGCUUCAUUCUCCUUCCUUUUUGCAAUCCAGUGGCCCCAGGCACAUGUUGAAUAUUCUCCAUGCAGAAGGAAGAUGGGUAAUUUGGAAGAGAAAAUUGGUUGAGACACAGGACUGGGCUGUUUCUGAUCAUAACCUCACUUCUGAUGAGUACUUCAGAUAGUUUCCUUGGAAUUCAUGAAAACUGUCCAGAAUACCCAUAUUUUUUGAGAAGCCAUAGCAUAAGCAUAACACUUGGGUCAGAGAUAAAAGGCAAAAACAUAAAAUAAAAAUGUUAAGUACAUAGCUGUCAACUUACAGAUUUGAAAAUAAGGGACCAGCAGUCUUGAAAAUAAGGGACCAGCAGCCAAAAUAAGGGACCUGCAGCCUCACCUGUUCCAGGCACUCCAGUCUUCCUGUCCUCCUGCAGUCUGGUCAAACUCAUGCUGGUAGCUUCGAGAACACUGUCCAACCAACUUUGUAACCAGAGGUUCAACUGAAUAGAAUCUGAAUCACAUGCACCACAAGGCCUAUGCAGCCUCAACUUAAGAUGGCUCCCCGGCCUGGCUUUGCACUGCAAAGUUUGCAGCAGCACGUGCAACAAAAUGACACCCAACAUUCAAAAAACCCCUCAGCUUGCAUUAACUAGCCACACACAAGGCAUGCAAGCUCCACCCCCCAGUCGUUCUUAGACUUCUUAUUGGGUGAGCAACACAGCCAAGCAACACAGUUGGAGCCUCCCUCCUCCCUGGCCGGCAGGGAGGGAGGGAGGGAGAGGAGCUGCUUCCUUUGAAAUUUAAGGGACAUUUAAGGGACAUCCAUCAAUAAGGGACAGCAGCGGGACAUGGCGCUGGAAUAAGGGACUGUCCCUUCAAAUAAGGGACACUUGACAGCUAUGUAAGUAUGCCUUUUUGAAUGCCAGCUGCUGGGAAUCACAAGUUGGGGGUGGGAUGUACUCAGAUCAGGCUUUCAGGUCUCCAAAUGCUUCUGGUAACCUCUAGGUUAGAUUACUGCAACACAUUGUACAUGGGGCUGUCUCUGAAGACAGUUCGGAAACUUAAGCUGGUGCAGAAUUCUGUGGCCAGGUUGCCUACCGGAGCAAGACAGUUUGAGCAUAUUACACCAAUCUUGGCCUGACUGCACUAGCUGCCAAUUAUUUUCUGGGUCCAAUUCAAAGUGCUGGUUUUGACCUAUGAAGCCUUAAACAGCUCAGGGCCACAAUUAUGUCAAGGACCGCAAACCCGGGCCUUGCAAUCAUCAUCUGAGGCCCUUUUUUCAUGCUCCCCCUCCAUAAGAGGUCCAGAGGAUGGCAACACAAGAGCAGGCCUUUUCUGCGGUGGCUCCCCAUCUGUAGGAUGUUCUCCUCAGGGGGGCUCACCUGGUGCCUUCAUUACAUAUCUUUAGGUGCCAGGCAAAAACAUGACUCCAUAACCAGACCAUUUCAAUGUGUGUUUGGCAGGGUGAUUAUUGCUUUGCUUUUGUUUUAUUUAGUAUUUUGUGUUCUCAUUUUGUAUUUUUAUGUUGCGAACCACCCUGUGAUCUUCUGAGGAAGAACGGCAUACUAAAUAAAUUAACUAACUCAACUGGCUUGCCACUGUGAGGACUGGAUCCUGGUCUAGCUGGGCUACACACCUGAGCCAGCGAGUGCUGAUCUUAAUGUAAAAAUCAGUCCUGUGAGGUCAUUUCAAGAACUCUUGAGAGUCUCUUAAAUCUACAGCUGUGUAACUUGCAGUACUUCUGUUCCAUAGGUAACACCGUUUCCAAAUACUGGAUUUAUCAAUGGUUUUACAUCUCCUACUUUCAAGCCUACUACUUCUCCACUGACUUCACUCAGGCAGUAUACUCCCAGAAGCAGGCAAGUUCUGGAGAUAAGUUUUCAUCUUUUGCGCUAAGUUAUAUAUGUCAUGGGAAUCUGUUGGAAUGGCAUUUGCCAGGAGUAUGCAUCACUUUGGGAUGUUCACUUCUCUUGAAUACUGUGGCCUGUCCUCACUUUAUAAUUGUAUAAAGAACCAUUACAGUGGUACCUCUGGUUAUGAACUUAAUUCGUUCCGGAGGUCCAUUCUUAACCUGAAACCGUUCUUAGCCUGAGGCACCACUUUAGCUAAUGGGGCCUGCCACGCCACCGGCACACGAUUUCUGUUCUCAUCCUGUGGUAAGGUUCUUAACCUGAGGUACUACUUCCAGGUUAGCAGAGUCUGUAACCCGAGGUGUUUGUAGCCCGAGGUACCACUGUAAUUGGUUUUUUUUUAUUUUUAAAAAACCCAGACCUUAAUUACAACCCUGGGUUAUGUUAAUGUUACAGUAGCAAUUUGAACAAUUGAUUAAGGGAAGUGGCCUACGCGACCUCCCCAAAUGGAAAUCUAUGCUGCUAGGAGGAAUAAUAAUUUGACAAGAAUUGCAGGCGUUUUGUCUUCAUGAAGUGCUGUGGCCACAGAUGCGGCAGGCUUCUUCUAAAAGAGACAUUGUUGGCUUCUAGAGCCAGAAGAACUGAACUACAUGAAUGUGAAGCGGUGGGAGGAGAGGGGAUGAUGGCUGGGGGGGAGAAUAGAGUCAGUCCUGCAGCUGCAAGGUAUUUAAUAUCCCCAAGGGCAGGUACGUAUAGAAUGACCGCUCUCUCUUGACUGUGGUUGAAAGAUGGGAACGGACCGUAAAAUCACAUACAGUGGUACCUCGGGUUAAGAACUUAAUUCGUUCCAGAGGUCCGUUCUUAACCUGAAACUGUUCUUAAGCUGAAGCACCACUUUAGCUAAUGGGGCCUCCCGCUGCUGCCGCUGUGCCGCCACUGCGCAAUUUCUGUUCUCAUCCUGAAGCAAAGUUCUUAACCCGAGGUACUAUUUCUGGGUUAGCGGAGUGUGUAACCUGAAGCGUCUGUAACCCGAGGUACCACUGUACCUCUACCCCAGAGUAAAUUCCACCCUCCCAUCUUAUCCACUGGUCCAGGCUAACCAGACAGAGAGUUAACCACAGUUAAGAUUGAUGCCAAGAUCUCCGUCGUGGUUAAGGUGGGCGGAGCGCACAUUCUCAUGAUGGAAGCCAUUGCAUCUACAGAAACACCAUAUAAAUAGACUUUGUAGAAGUAAAUGUAUCUUCUUUGUAGAAGAUAGAUUUUGAGAAGAAGACAAUUGUUACAACUUGUCCUGAUAAAAGUACAGACCUUUGUCAUGUUAUGUAAUAAAGUUUCCUUUGAUUGCUCUAAAAGAUCACGCCACAUUUUCCCAUGAGUGUUGGGUGGAUUCCUGCCACAGCCUGAACAAUUUAUGUAUUCGGUAAACAUUUGCCUUAUGCUAUAAAAGGAAUAGCCUUUAGAAAGUUCUUCAGCGAGAUUCUGGAAGUUGUCUGCAGAUUUUGCAUGAUGGUUUAAAUUACGUCUUUUGUUUCUCCCCCAGAAAUCCCAGCAAAUCACAUCUACGGCAUACAAUACCCAGUGCGGACAGAGGGCCAGGACUUUUAGAGAGCCCUACAAUAUUCAAUUUUUCUGCUGACCGCUUAAUCAACGGUGUCAGGAGCCCGCAAACAAGGCAACCAGGGCAAAACAGGACACGGAUGCAAAGUACGACAAGUUAUACCAAGCGCGAAGUGGGCAGUGGGCGAGUAGAGCCUGCUGCUUUAGACUCAUCCCCAAGCUUAGGUAGAGGAAGGUGAGUACUGGAACAUUUAUUAAGCACUUUUGUUGACUAAGUACUGCUCAGAGCUCAAUUAAAUCAUGUGUUUCCACCAUGUGGGAGUAAUGAAAAGUGGAAGAUGAAACCCCAGGUGAGGAGGGAGAGUGAAUUGCGGGGAAAGAGAAAAGAACAUAACUUUUAAAAGCAUUUUUUAAAAGGGGUUUUGUAUAAAUGAGAGGCUGGGAAAGAAAUUCCACAGAUGAGGUGCAUCUAAGAAAACAGGCGUGCAAGAACUGAGAAGAUGCUUACUAACAAAAAGAUUAGAAUCUGUAUUGACACAAAGAAUUGGCAGACUGAAGUGAGUGGGAAGAUUUCUGAUGGCUACAUAAAGAGGACUGCAACAGUUUGGAAUGCUUCUAGGGCAAUGAGUCCAAGAGAGGGAAAUAAUUGCUUGUAGAAAGAGGCAUUAACAUGAUGACAAGUCGAAGUGAAGAAGUACUGAACUAAAAGAAGAAACAUCUGGUUGCGAAAGUGUUUUGGUGUUAAACUAGAGUCCAUAUCAAAAUAUGGCAAACUAUAUUCAAUCUAAUAACAUAUUUCUGUUGCUUUAGUUGUUAUAUAACUAUUUACAAUUUGGAAGUUGCAAUUUAGCUUACUUAUUUAUCCUGGCUGCCUUCGGUUAUGGAGUCCAAGACACUGCUCAUGUGGCUCCCAUGCAGGUACUGGCUAGGCUGAGACCUGCUUAGUUCUACCAAAGUGGUGACCUCAUUGGCCUUCAGACCUUGCCCUGGGAUCCUAGAACCUUUGUUGCUUGGUGCUCUGUGAUGACAGGGAGAAAUUGUGCUCAGAAUGAAGACCGCAAGCUGGCUGCAUCUGGUCUUUUCAGGAACACUAAUACUUUAUUUGGUGGGGGUCAGUUGAUAUUGCACGGGCUAGGGACAAGAAUUUUAAACUCAGUAAGGAAGACCAGCCAAUGAAGAACUGGAGGGCACAAAAGACAUAUUAAUAAUCUGCCAAACAUUCCUUUUGGUUUCUAAGCCUUCAGCCAGAGUGGUGAAACUGGAUAUGUGGGGGGUGGGGGGGUGUUUUUGUAAGAGAUGUUUUUUAGGAAGCCCAAUUCCUUGCCAGAAAUGUAUUUCUGUGCUGCUUGAAUGGUCUGAAUAGGCAUGGCUUUCUGUGUGUGCCAUCAUUGCAAUGUAAAUGCUUAUUGGACCUUGCACUUCAUUAGCAUUGAUAAGCAGUGGUUUUCAACUUUUCCUCUUGUUUGCAAUAGUAGUGCUCUGGCCACCUUUUUAUUUUACUGCAAAUCUAUAAGAUAUUACAUGUACACAUGUGCACACAAUUGAAUUUUUGUCAUUCUUCCCCUGUCCCGUCAUCUGAAUGCUAAGAGCAGAUUGAUAGAUUUCAAAAGCCUUUGUAGGUAUCUGUUGUCAAGCUACUGUCUUACAGUCUAGCCCUUGUGCCUGGUGUUACUGUGCUAGUUCUUAUUUGCCACUCCAGACUCUUAUUCUAUGAAUGCAGUCAUUUGUUGUUACCAUUUGUAAUACCAAAACUGCAGAGAGAAAUGGAAUCGAAUGGAGUGGCUGGAACCCUGAGCAGAACUCAGCACUUCAGUCUUUUUGGUCCUUUAUAAAAAUCUAUUACUAAUCAGCCUCAUGCGCAUUGCCAUUAUUUGUUACUUAGAAAACAUAAGGGAAUUGUGAGACAGUUGCUUACAAAGGAUUUAAGUCUCCUGUAAACUUGCAAGAAACCUCAAAUUCCUAGUGCUGUAGAUAUUUAUACAGGUACCAAGCCAUGGUAUGGAUAGUAGAACAAUGUAGCUUGCCUUGAACAAGGAGCACUAACACCAUGCAAGAGAACGAAAGCAACUGCAUGAUGUCCAUGACAAUAGUGUCUCAUACCAAAUGUAAACGAACUGUGAAAAAGGCACUAUGAAUAAAAAAUGGAGAGGUUAUUUGUACUUUUCCUUGUUUAUAUGUUUGUUUUGUAACACAAGGAAAUCUUGAAUAAAAACUUCUUUUUUACAAAAAAGAGGAGCAAGGGCACCAUGUACUUGGCUGUGGUAUAGUCAGCCCUUAAUCAUUUGAGACAAAAGCACAGAAAGACAUGUUGGAAAAUAGUGGUGGGGAAUUUGUUAGUUUGUUUAUAUUCCCUCCUUUUUGCCUGAUGGGGCUCCCCAGCCGGUUUUCAGAUAAAAGCAAACCGAGGAAAGCUAAGUGCCAUUCUUCUAGAAUGUAUUAUUUAUCAACAUAUUUUUCAUUGACAAAAACUGGAAAAUGAAGCGGUAAUGCAAUCUUUGCAGCUUAAUAGUUGAAAUGCAGGUUAUUUAAUGUGUGUCAGGAUUUCAUUGUAUUCUCUGAAGAACAAGAAGGCUGUACAGGUGAAUGACUUCUAUCAGCUUCCUAUGCUUUAAAGUUCUAGCCAGAGAAUAAUGGCAGCACCUGUACUUUGGAACUCCCUGCCACUUGAGAUAAAGCAAGCGCCUUCACUGUACUCCUUUUGGCGCCUGCUAGAAACAUUAUUGUUUAAACAAGCUAACCAGAUACUUAGAAAGCUGAGGUAACUUUAAUCUGUUUUAACUUUGCAUGUUUCAAAGUAAUGGCUGUGAAUUUUGCUCAACCUUCUUGUUUUAUCUGUUUGUAAACCGCUUUGAGCUUGGUUUUUUUUUUUACAAUCAAGUAGUGUGGAAAUUUUAGGAAUUAUAUAAAUAAAUAUUCAGGUGAAGGUUACAAAGACUCAAGCUUGCAGCACUCCACAAGUACUGGAAUUCCAUUCCAAAACCAGGAUCUGCCAGUUAGAAAGCAUGCUGGGAAAACUAAUUGCUUGCAUUACCUUUACCUAUUUAGCAUCCCCUUGCUUUUAUGAAUAGGCAGGGUUAAUUAAAUAAUCUGACGUGGAGGAAGUUACAAUGAUGCAGCCAGGGAAUUAAGGUGACAUACAACAUUAUUCCACCUCCCUCCCAAAAGAUCAUAUCCUCCCAGCGACUCUGUGAGGUUGAUAGGCCAAGAGAUAAGUGUCUGGACCCAAGGUCAUGUAGUGAGCUUCUUACCAGCGAUGCAUAGAGCAAAAGUACCUUAAGUUUCUUAUUACAUUGAUUUUUCUGCUUCCAGGAAAAACUCGUAUGGCUAUCGAAAGAAGAGAGAAGACAAGUUUACGGUGAGUUUGUUAUGGCUGCAAGUAUCAUGAAUGACAUAGUAAUACAUGAAAUGAUUGACAUGAUUGUAUGAUAUAAAAUACAGUCAGUAGUUCCUGAGGGUCGUGAGGUGAAUACCAAGGCAGAGUUAUUUUUUUUCAUCAGGGUUACUGAAAAGCAGACUUUGCUAAAAUGGUCCUCACCCAACCCGUCCACUAUUUCUCCUCCCAGCCACAGACUAGUCUGCUUUCAUUGGAAGGAGAAAAUCUCCAUAUCAAAAUGGAUAUUAGAUCUGCUUCUUUGUGAAGUUAAGGUCAUGCAAAUCCUCCUUGAUCCCCAUUUCCCCCAACCCUUGUCUCCUCUUGGUUCCUUUUCCCCUCCCAAUUCUUUCUCACCCCUAUUCCAAGCCAUUUUCCUCCUCUUUUGAGGUGGCAUCUUAUACACCGUGAGAGGUGUUUUGUGCAUUGAGAUGUGCCCCCCCUUUCUGUGUAGUUCCUCCCCCAAUGACUGCAUCUGGUUGAUGACCAGCUUCCUUUAAAACAUUCUCCACCUGUGCAAUGGUAGAAACAGCCUUUUAAAUGAAGUAUGAGACUUGCAGGUUCUCCCGUUAAGUCUGCCAUCAUUUUCAAUUUGCCUGUAGCAAACCAACUGGGGCCAUGAUCAAGCGAAUUUGGUCUCUGUGAAAACAUGUUUCCAUGUGCAUAGCUGACGUGUCCCUUUAGGUAAAGGGACCCCCAACCAUUAGGUCCAGUCGUGGCCGACUCUGAGGUUGCGGCGCUCAUCUCGCUUUAUUGGCGGAGGGAGCCGGUGUACAGUUUCCGGGUCAUGUGGCCAGCAUGACUAAGCCGCUUCUGGCAAACCAGAGCAGUGCACAGAAACGCUGUUUACCUUCCCACCAGAGCGGUACCUAUUUAUCUACUUGCACUUUGACGUGCUUUCGAACUGCUAGGUUGGCAGGAGCAGGGACCGAGCAACGGGAGCUCACCCCGUCGCGGGGAUUCGAACCGCUGACCUUCUGAUUGGCAAGUCCUAGGCUCUGUGGUUUAACCCACAGCGCCACCCACAUCCCUUGCACACCUCAUAUUUCACAAGUGCUUGAACAUGAGUAGUUCACAUGUGGUCAUCUGAAUCCUGGGCUGGGUCUAUGUCUUCAUGUAUUUUAGUCCCUUAAAAUGGUUUUUGAAACUAUACAGAUGGUUCACAAAGAACUCCUUUCAUUUUUGUGGAUAGAAAUGAUAAUCUGUAUGACUUAACUUUUGUUUGUUAAAGAAGUCUUUGGAGAAUAUUGGGACAUAGAUGCAUAUAGCAGUGUGGCAAUAGUUUGUUUGUUAUUUAAAAAAAACAAGUAGAUGACUAAUGUUAAGAUGUCUUUAAAAGUUCAUAGUCUUUCAGUGAAGCCUAACAUUUCUUACCUGGCACUUUUUUCUCUCGCAGAGAGGACAAACGCAGUCUCCACCACCACCAAAGCCUCCAUCCCCAAGUUUUGAAUUGGGACUGUCCAGUUUCCCUCCAUUGCCUGGAGCUGCUGGGAAUCUAAAGACUGAAGACUUGUUUGAAAACAGACUAUCAAAUGUGAUAGUAGGAGGAACAUCGAAAGAAAGAGUGAGUAUGCAGUUGAACUGGGCAGGGGAUCUGCAAAUGAGGGCAUCCCCCCCCUAGCAAUUGCCUUUUUUCUGCUUUGGGAAGCCUGCCUUGUGCUGUGAAUCGAUCUGCGAUACUUGUGAAACAUUUGUCAGAAAAGAGUUAAUGCUAGGUUGCAAAUUCAUCUGAAGCGGGGCUGGCUUUUUAAAUUGGAUUUCAGUAAACUGAUGUAGCUGAGUAACAGACAGAUUUCUUAAACAAACCUACAUCUGCUUGUGGAACUGGUCCAAAGAGGUUCGUAUCAGUGGCCAGAUGAACUUGGCAGUGACACAGAACCCUUAGUAUCAUAGAUUACGAGUUGGAAGGGACCUGAGGGUCAGCUAGUCCACCUCCCUGCAAUGCAGGAAUCUCAACAAGUGGUCCCCCAUCCAAUUUGAAACCACACUGGACUCUGCUUAGCUUUGCAAAUCUGCCAGCAGUUUUAUUGCUGCAGGACCCUCUUAUUGAUGAUCAAAGAAAAUCUGGAAGGAAAAGGGUGCUGUUUCAAGAUAUGGUUGUCCUUUCCCAGAUGCAAAGCUUAUAACAACCAUCUGUAAAGGUGCCACCUUCUACUUAAUAAGAUGAAUAGUCAACCUUGCCUCAGUUUUAAUACCCAAACAGACUUCUGAACGGUUUAGAAGCAUAAAAGCCAACUACACAAAUAUACAUCCAGAAUUAAAAUACAGUACUAUCAUCACUGACAAGGAGCUCUCCAGAGUGUUUGGUCAAAGGUUCUCUUGGACCUCUAGUGAGAGAUGGCAUCGAAUGAACAUGAGACCUUUUCACUUGUUGCAGAAAUGACACCUGGCACAAAAAAGUAGCAGUGUGGGAUUUUCCUGUUUGUGGUGCCAGCCAGUCAUGCCCUCUUACAGCAUGCUCUAUUCCAUAACACACACACCCCAGAUAUUUUGAAACCCCAAACCCUCCCCCCCCCCACUGUAAACUUUGGAGUUCCCUCAGUCUCUGCUCCCUCUUGUUCAUUCUGCCUGCAUAAGGAUCCACACUCAGAGAAUUGAAUUUCUCUUAGUAUACACGAUGGCUUGUGCUGGUCUACUCAUCUUUAGCCACUACCAAGCGCUGCAGUUUAUUCGAUACUCCUGCUUGGAAUAAAAGGCUUGGGUGCAAGCAGCCCUGUGCAGAGUCCUGCCUGCUGAAUAAAGCAUUCUCACUAAUCCCUUAAAACCACUGCUGAGGGUUAUGGGUCAUUGUGUGGUGUGGCACAGAUGAAAUCAGCAUACAAAAGGCCAGCAUACAACCAACUUGUUCUGCCAGCACAAGCAUUUAUGCUCAUGCAACAGAACUUUCCUCCCUUCUUCCUCCUGCAUGCACCUGCACCCUCUCCAAAUCUGCGCUGGGAUUGGAGGGUUGGGGGAAGGCCAGAUUUAGAGGGCGUUUGUUCAAACAAGCAGUGUUCUGCAUCCAAACCAAACAAUUCCUAAACUUGUUUUGAGUUCUCUGGAGCUAUUGCUCUAGGUCAGUGGUUCUCAAACUUCUUUCGCUGGGCCACACUUUCAGAAUAAAAAUUUGCUCACGCCACACCAUUUUUUUAUUGAUAAGGAAUACAUUGGAAAACAAAAAGGAACCACUCCUAGCAAUGCUUGAUUUAUAACAGAACACAGCUGCUUUAUAAUAUGAUCAUGGGGCAUCCAGAAAAUAUAAAACAAUGCAGCGACAUAAGAACAUGAAUCAUUCCCACACACUUGAUGCUCUUGCUCUCUUUUUGAAAAGAUAUCUAUCGACACUCUGGAAAUAAAAGUAUUUUGAUACGAUACUAUACUACACUGAAAUGUUUAACUGUUUCUUGGGCUCUGUUGGAAUCUUUUUUCCAAGUCUGCUUCUAUAAAGGCUUUGAGUGUAUGUUGCCUUGAGUUGAAAUGCAUUUGAAAUGACGCAAAAUUCGUUUUCUUCAGAACCUCAGCGCGACUACUAGUACAAACACUAUUCCAUCAGGAGUUCCUCGAGAGCCUUUGUUGCCAGUUUCUUCUCCUCUACCCGGGACGUUUGAACGGUCUCCUUCCCCAUCCCAGCCUCCUGAGUAAGGACUUAAUUAUACAUGGCUUUAAAUAUACUGCUCUGAAUCAACAGUUUGCAUUUUCCAUCAUCAAAAGGUUAGGUGUGACACUGUGUGAAUAGCUCUUGAAAAAUUCAGUUCAAUAACACCCCAUGUGUGACCCACAGCAGUAGUCUAGAAUUUACUUUUAAUCUUGCAUGCUCAAACACUAACUUUAAGCCUGACUCUCAAAAAGGAGAAAAAGCAUCAUUUGCAUGCAUCCAAAGUGGGAGGAGCGAAUGAUCAUUGGUUCCCUACAGCAAAAGACAGGAAUAGAGGCUUCUGCAUGUUGACUUUAGUGUGCUGAACGCAAAGUUGUUCAUUACAUUCACAUCUUGCUUUGUACUACUUUGCAGUGACUCCAAAGUCAUGGACAAGCAGCAGAGAGAGACCCCAAAUAUUGAAAGACUUUCUUCUGUACUCACUACCGCUUGCAAAUCAGUACAAGUCAAUGGGGCUGCUGUAGCAGUAAGUGCAUUUGACAUUCAUUAAGGCAUUCUCUGUUUAAUUAGUACCUUCUGUCCUCAGCUAUUAAAUGAUGGAGGAGUUAUUUACUGCAAUAAAAAAAAUCAAGAAAAUUCCAAAUGACUUGGCUUCCUGAGAACAAAGAAGUUGAGGGGAGGUGGGGUAGAGAAAAGGAGAGCUAGAAAUCUUCUCUGCUUUCCUGGUGCUACCUACUUUCUUGGCAUUACUUGAUGGCUCUCAUGGCCACCAGGUGGUGAGAACUUCCAUGAUCAGUUGAAGUGCCCCAAAAUAUGCCAUGUCCUCAGCAGCCACAAUACUGCUUAGUGAGCUGCCUUUCUAAUCAUUGCGGACACACGUUUGUUGCACUACAGGUCUCACCUAAUUUGUUUAAGACACUUAUUCCUGUCCUGAGAAGUUGGGAGCUCCAAGGCUGCUGAUGGGCAAAAUUUUAAAAUCAUAAUAAAUGGCCAACGGCUUAAAUGGAAAUGAAUAAAAUUAAGAAAACAUGAAACGGCAAAAGGAGAAUGACACAAUAAACUGAAUCAUGAUGAAAAGAAAAAUGCCCGUUCUUUAUGCCAAAUAGAUAAAUGGAACAGAAUAAUUGUUGCCAGAUGUCUGAACAUCCAGCAUAAAUGUUGGAUUUGAAAGUUGUUGCAUGCUAGGAAUCAGGAAUCCACAGUUUCUGUCUCGUGUCAUCCAUGCCUUUUCAGCUCUCCCGUGUGUCCUCCCCCACCUGCCCUGUUCUCCCAAGCAGUUGUCCCAAAGUCUGCAUGUGCAUCUCUACUAUGUCAGUCUGCUUGCCCCUUAUGCGUCAACCAUUUGAGCUGUUCCAACUCCCGUUGAGACAAAUGUGCUUUCCCAAGUUCUUAAACGGCAGCUCUUGUUGGUAAAAUGAAAAUUCUAAGCACAGCUUCCUUCCCAAAUCUUGGAGUGUGACUGAGACACACUUUGGUAGCCACGCCGUUCCCCUUGAUCGGUCUUACCUUUGCUGCCCCAAAUAAAUGUCGCUGUUGUGGUAUAGCUCUGUCCUGUGCUUUUGAUCACGCAGGAGUUGCGAAAACCUAGUUACGCAGAGAUCUGUCAGAGGACAACCAAGGACCCGUCACCCGUGCAGCCCCCAAAAGAACAGAAGCCAAACACUGUCACCUGUGGGAAAGAUGAAAGGAAACCCACAGAAACACUAGAGAGAAGCAAAGAACCCCCUCCUGUGAAGUCCAAUCCAGGACAGCCCAAAGACCAGAGGAGACAGCCGUCAGGGCGCAAGUCCCCACCUCCAGCCGUUGGGAAACGUCUGAUGAAAGAACAGAGCACCCCUCCCAAAUCUCCUCAGUGAAACUAGUGCUUAGGAGGAGGUUUUAAAAGUUCUCACCAUGAAGUAAACCCAUGUUGCCACUCAGAGUACAAAGAAUGAGUUGCUGGUUAGGAGCUUGCAGUGCGUAUUAUGUAUGUGAAAUGCCUGCAAGGUAAUUAUUUUUUGUUUCUUUGUAAAUCAGAUUGUUCCUCCAAUUCUCUUGCUCUCCACCCCCCCCCCACCAAAUUCCCCUUGAGCAAAUGGUCUACUCUGUCAGGGUUUAAUUAAUCUAAACCUUACAUUUAGGUUGGUGCUGAACUGGAGGUGAUGCCUAAAAUCCUUUUCUUUUCCCUAAAGGGAAGACGUAUUCAUCCGGGGGUGGGGGGGGGGGGAGAUCAAUUUUUUUUAUUAAGCCUCCAUGUGGCUGUGUGAAUACAAGCUCUAUCUAAUGAGUUAUUUUCCUAAUCUAUUAAGCAGAAUAAUGCUGCUGUAGUUUUUAAAUAACUGGUCUGUAAGUACAUAUCUUUAAAAAAAAAAACUCCAGAAGACUAGUAACAGCAGCAAAUAUUUUGAGUGCAAAGAAAAGCAGGUGUUUUAUAAGCAGUAAGACAAGUUUGAUGUUCGGUUGUUUUUUUUCUUUUUUAAAAUUUUGGCUGCUGUAGCACAUCAAAUAAAUUACACUUUUAAGGUUUCAAAAUACGUACAAUUCUAAUGUUUUAAAUUUCAACCAUUUUUCCCCCCUUGACGAAAUGUGAACCUGAUAAAGAUCACCUUCUCUAAAAGGUUUUGUUUUGAUGGACUUGCAAGCAAGUAACCAGCUUCUCAAUCCAGAAUAAAAUGGUUUCUUGAAUUUUCAGGAAAAGAGAAAACAAAGCACAUUGUGAAUAAACAAUAAUAAUAAUAAUAAUAAAGUACAUAAGCCCUUGCAAAAUGGCAGGUGCCUGCUAAUGGCCGUUUUUCACAAGAUAGCACAAUAGCACUCUUGUGAGGAUGAUCUCAAUUCCCCCCCCCCCCAAGCCGGAGUAAAUUAAUUUUGAGUCACUACUGUCCUUACUGGUUUACCCCUGUGCUCUGUGUAGGUUUUUAAAUCUAUACUCAAAGUGCUCUUUGAAAGAGUUCAUAUCUUAAUCGGCCUAAGUGCUGACACCUUUCUAUACCUGCAUACAUUGGCAUAUGGAUUUAAUUAUUAUUUUUCAGUCCAUGGGAUAAUGGAGUUCUCUCUCUUUUUUUGCGUGUGCAUGUAUGGUAAAGGAAGAGGUCCCUGUUUCUGUCUGGAGUGAGCUUUGUCACACUUACUUACUUUUAGAAGUGGCAUGCUUUCUGAAGGACAAGGAUGCACUAAAUUAAUGAGUUUCUAAUAAAGUUGACUAUAAAUUAUUUUUGUUUUUAAAUGCCUAAAGUUUUUCUUUGAGUGUUUAAGCAGCAGAUGGUUCGGAUGAAAAUGUUUUCCUGCUGAAUAGUUUAUUCCACACAAAAAAGGAGGUUUAUUUAAACAACUGAUUUUUUAAAAGAAUUAUUUCCAUCCAAUAUUUAAAGACUUGAAUUUUAUUUAAACUUGAAAAUGACUUUGCCUUAACUUUUGUAUAAGACAGCUUAUAGUUACUGAAGUCUGACCCUCUCAUGGGUUAGUGUGGGUGGCAUAUACAGAAUUACUCAGUUACAGUAUGUAUGUAUUGUCACUGGUCUUACUGGGUAAACACACUGUAGUACAGGAAGUAGCGGCAGUUUUUUGUAAUAUACCUUAAAAGAUCUUAAGCAGUUGAUCUUUUUCAAAAUGUUGAAAAUCUGUAAAUGGAAAUAGUCAAUACUGUAUUAAAUAUGUGCACUUGGAAGUGUGUGCUUUUGCUUGUACAGGUGUAAAUAAUCAGAACAUAUAAAAAGGUACCAUUAAAAAACUGAUAAAAAUUAUUGAUAUAUUAUAAAUGUUGCUGUUGAGCUGGAUGUAGAUAAACUAAAUGUUGUGGUUUGAAUAUUACUUUAAUUUGUUUUUUCCUUGUUUCUUUUCCUUUAUUCUGGUGUGCUGAGCUGAUUCUGCCUCUUCGCUGCAAAAGGGAAUUGGAGAAAGUCUGUCUUAAAAGCCCUGACAUUUUAAAAACUCUCUGGAAAGUGUGUAUUUUGACCAGUAUGAAACAUGGUUAUGCAAUGUAAUUUUCAACUCUGACUUACAAGCUGCGAUUAUUAUUUUUUUAAAAGAAUCGGAAUUGGAAAGAAAUGACAUUGCCACAAUUACACAGCCCCAACGUUUACUCAACCACUCUUAAGGCCAAAAUAUUAGCAAGUACAUAUCUCGGGAUUUGUUUCCUCAUAAAACACGUAGGGCAGUUGAAUUCUUGACAUAGGUUGCUGCUAUUUUAAUUGUCCUCUUAAAAGAAUAAUAAAAAAAACAAACCAGCCUGCUUUUUGCACUGCAGAAUUUAAAAUAAGCAAGCUGGGAUCUGUUUGUUCCUUCCUGAAAAGGCACACUUUGAGAAUUCAAAAUCAACAAACUGGGACUGUUGUUGGGUUUUAAUGUUUAUCCCUUACCCAAUGAGCAGUGGGGAAACGGCAGCUAGAUUGGGGUAUGGUUUGGGCCAAUGAUAAGAUUCCUUUGUUUGCCUGUUGAAAGCAUGAAGGAAACAGCUGCAGAUGAAGUGGGAAGUGGCUGCAACGAGUGUGUGGAGCUAAUCAUUACAGCCAGCUGAAUAUAUGCAGACCAGCAGGUGGAUUUUUACUGUUCUCAUGCAUUCGGCUGCCACUUGUGCUAGGAUAAUACACUGUAAUUCUCACACCAAUAACAGUCUGUGUAAAAGAGUUUAAAACUUUACUGCAAUAGCUUUAUAAACAAUAAAUAAAUAAAAAGCAAAAAGUGUCAUGCCAAAUAACUUCUCCAAUCACUUUAAUACUUUCCCAGUCAGACUGUAUGGGGCUGCUGGAACAGAAGUUCAUAUCCCACAGAGUGUUUUACAUACAGCUAUUGAGUUCUGCUAAUUUUUAUUUUAUUUUGAAAUUUUAAAACCUCCCCCGAAAGCUGAGAUUCUGGUUAGAAUGAUCAGGCUGGGCCCAUUACAAUUGGACUCCUUCUCCACCCAACCACCAAUCCUAAUUAGUAGGAUUCCUUUGGUGCUCGUGUAUAAAGACAGCUUUUCCUGAGGCUGUCUGUUCAAGAAAUGUAUUUAAAGCUAGAGAUUUUUGCUUCUGGAGGGGGGGGGGGAGAAAUUACAAUAAUUUUCCACCCAGCUGCCCCACCUCAAUUUUACAUACUGUCACACAAAAAACAAAACUUGUCAGGCUCAUUUAUUUUUUAUUUUUUUGCUUUUUAUUUUUGAUUUUUGCUGCCUCUUAGCUAAACACACAUAACCAGUGGGCAACAGGAUGCCCUUACUUGUGAGUGUGAUGCAGUGUAUCAUGAACAACCACUGACUGUAGGGGUCUUCACCAGCCUCUGUAUCCCUUUCAGCUUGCUGCAGCCCUUAGGUAUUGUGUAGCCUGUUACACUGAUAGCAGCAGACAAUCGAAGACACACCUGGCGAGGGCAGCAGCUGCCAAGUCACAAAACAGGAGGUGUAAAAUGGAGGCCUUUUUUUCCCCCCCUGAGGGUGUUUGUUUUUGUUCUUCUUCCAUUUAAGACUGGAAUCAAGCUUACAUGUAAACUAUUGGUAAUUUAAGUUUCCUUUUGUGUCAUAAAAUGUACAACUGUCUAAAACUGUAGGUUAUGAAAAAAAUAAAGAUUUAGGCACUGUUGAAUUUCUCUUUUUUUAAAUUAAACUUCUUACAACAGUAUUUUUCCACUUCCUUUGUCUUUGCACCCACUCGUGUGUAGUUGUCGUCUUGCUGCUUCAGAGACACAUGCCAGGAGUUCCUUUGCUGCAGCUGUAACGUUUCUGCGAGUUAAUGCGCUUGCAGAGCACUAAAUGCUACACCCAAAAAAACUGGACAUCUUGCCCAUUUGUGCAAGGAGUUUGCUGCUUCGUGUCUAAGCUUUUCGACCAAAAGUCCAUUGCGGGUUCAUAUUUGGCAGAUUGUGAGAGCAAAGUUUUGGGUGGUGGGUUUCUGUUUUGCUUUAAAUAAAACCUUGUGUAUGAAUUUUGGAUUGAAAUGCGCUACGUGACUCUGAUUUUCCACAAACCUCUCAAAUAUUGAUCAGUAGCAUUUUGCUUAUGCCUCAGUUGUAUUUGAUGCCUCUCCAGUAUGAAUGGAUUUUUCGGUGAUACAUGCUGCGGUUGAACUACACAUAACUCUUCUAGAGCUGAGCGCCAUCAGUUAAUCCUAACCAUGGGUGCUGCUCUAACCAUCCAUAAGCAAGAUGUACACAUUUUCUGGAGCACUUCUGAGCAUUAUUCUUAUUUUCUGCCCUCCACCUUG